GCUCCUCCUCCGGGCCAAGCCCGGCCCCUUGCCAGCCCAGACCCAGCGAGAAGACACCCCCAGCUGCGAGGGGCUGGCUGAGGAGGGCAUGGGGCGAGCCAGGUGGAGGCGAGGCAAGCGCGGCGGCCUCGCUGGCAGGGGGAGCACGGAGAGGGGGCUCCGCUCGGCCGCUCCCGUCACACCAGCGCCGGCCGCCAAAUGUAGCCUCGAGGAGGAGCAGGAGGAGGACACUUAAAGGCGGGCGGGGGGAAGGCCUCGGGAGCCUCAUGCUUCGCGGGCAGAGCGGCGGCGGGAGACUCGGGCUCCUCUCUCCGACCUCGGCGGAAGGGAAGAAGACCUAGGAGCGGGUCCCUUCCUCAGCCCGCUAUCGCCAAGCGGGGCGCCUCCUCCCUCUCCACAUUCCCGCCUCCAUGCGCUCUAGUCGCCGCCGCGGGUGAGGAGGGAAGCCGAGGGGCGCCGCCUUCUCCCCUUCCCCGCCCCUCGUGGGGGUGGGGUGGGGGAAAAGAAGAAAAGGGCCAUGGUUGUGGGGCUGGCCCUGGCGGUCCCCGCCUGAAGGGAGGGUCGCCGAGGCUCCUCCCGCGCGGCUAGAAGUGCCUCCCCGGCGCACACGCCGCGCCAGCAGGAGAUGGAUGGGGCUGAGCUGGAUGGCGGCAGCAGCGCAGAAGUGCCUCCUCCUCCUCCUCCGCAAGGCUGCUGCCAGGCGGAUGCUGGGGCUCCCGGGGAGCCGGCCGGCGACCAAGCAGCCGCAGCAGCAAGUGCACAGCCGCCGCCGCCACCACCACCGCCAGCAGCAGCCAUGGUGGAAGAGCCCGCCGGGGAGGGCUCCGCCGCUGCCCCCGCUGCCUCGGCCGGCAGCGCCCUCGCCCCCCGCGCAGCAGCAGCCGCCCCUCCGGAGCUGAAGAAGCAGCAGCAGCAAGGGGUCAAGCGGCACCACCACAAGCACAACCUGAAGCAUCGCUACGAGCUGCAGGAGACGCUGGGCAAAGGCACCUACGGCAAAGUCAAGAGGGCCAUCGAGAGGUUUUCCGGCAGAGUGGUAAGGGCUGCGGAAGGCGGAGGCUGCUGGAGAUGCUCCGGAUGGAGAGAUGUCAUGGGGGCGGCGGCGGCGGGGGGGGGGGCUGCUGCUGUGCAUUGCACUCAUUCCUGAGCUUUUCCCUUCAUGGCGUGUCCGGCCUCACAACUUGGGACCUGGAUCGCCCCCCCCUUCAACUUUUUCUAACUUUUGCUUUCAAGAGCUCCCACUGUGUGUGUGUGUGUGUGUGUGUGUGUGUGUGUGUGUGUCUUGAUGUAGAUCUCCCCGCCACGCCGUUAUGCUAUUCAAGAGUUAUUCGGGGUGUGUUUGUGAAGUCUGAUUUCUCCCAAAGUAUUUGCACCUAGAACUGUAUCCUCUCUUAAAUCAUAACUGUCAGGUGCAGAUCAUUUAGGAAAUUUUUAGUAUUGUUUGUAAAUGGGCACUCCCCUCCCCUCCAAAUUGAUCAGUCCUUUUACUGUUCUUUCAAAGUGUGGGCAUACAAAGUUCCCUGGAAUGUAUUGUGUUUUCUAGUAAGCUAAACAGAAAAUGCUAUUCAGCUUAGAGUUCCUUUAAACCAAAACACUUCAUUGCUGGUUUUUAUGACCUGAACUUUACUGACCUCUUUAAACAAACACAUUGAUGCUGCUCCUCUACCUCAGUGAGCUUAGAGUCCACUUGGCUCAUCUGUGUCUGCCGGCUAACAGUUUAAACACAGCUGUCCCGAUGUGGCAUUGUACUGUAACUCCAGCCCAACUUUUUUGUUCUUCUGUCACAGGAGAUCUCAUGGGCAGAUGGGAAAUGCUUGUGCAAUAAGCUAGAAGCAUUGCUAUUUUCUGCAUUGCCAUUUAAUAUCUAUUAGUGGACCUAUGUUCCAGCUCAUGUGGGUUGGUUCUGUAUUUGAGUCAGCUAUGCCUAUACAGAUAUUUUUCUGAAGCAUUCCAGGCAGACUGCAGCUUUUCAGCAGUGUCAUUUGUGAAUGAAAAAAAAGUUCUAAUACAGUAUGAAAAUUAUAUUUAAAUGAUUUUAUACGCAGAUAAGCUUGUGUUAUGUAUUCUUCUUCCAUUUUGUUAAACUGUUAAGAGGACAGCUAAACAAAGCAGAGAUGAAUGCAAAUGCUGACUUUAAAUGCAUGAUAUUUUAAAGCACUGGUUAAGUGCUUUAAAGCAUCUAGGUUAAGUUAUAGAUUUUUUAACAUCAUUUUAACAUUUUUUACAUUAUCCAUCUAAAUUUAUUAUUUUUAAAAGAAUGCUUUUGAUUCUUUUUAAAUUUGCUUUGAAACAGAUGUAACUUUGUAGCUUCAUUGGAAACCAGCAUUGCCAUUUAUAAUCUCUAUUUAUUUUAAGAUUAAAAUGCUAGGUUUAAUUUGUUUGUUCCAACAAACUGACUAGCUCAGGAUAGUGUUUACUUGUAUUAAAUAUGGCAAAGUGCUUUUGGCAAAGUGCUUUUGUUUUCUCACCUCUAAAAGCACAUACAUAUUUCUGUAGGGUCUACUACUGCAAGGAAUUAUAACUGGUUGCUAUGACUCCAUGCCAGAUGUACAUUGACUUCUUGAAUAGUUUUUCCUUUUCUCCAAGCUCUUAAAAUGCAGAACUUCAGUUUUUCACUUUAUACGUUAGGGGAGAAUGUUGUGGAAAAGGUCUGGGCCAGCAGAGGCACAGGAGUUCAUUUAGCUUUUCCUUUGCUUUCUUUGCUCUGUUUCUGUUCUCCUUAGUCAUCAGCAUUUAUGGCAUCAUUAAAAAGCUCUGAAUAGACUCUGUACUGUGACCAGCAGAGGGGGUUCUUGAAGCAAAGUGACUGGCAUAUUUCCUAUCAUGACUUCACAGCAAAUUGUCAAAUAAAGAGGAGCUAAGUAUUAGAAAUCCCAGGUCACACUCCCACCUAUGUCAUUUGCUUGCUGUCAGAUUACUGGGUUAGGUAACCUUUUCCUACACAGCAGCAUGUAAAUAUUUGGAACCAUAUGGCAACAGCUUGCAGCCUAGAAACAACUCUAGUACUCUGCCCUCUCAAAGUUAUAUAUAUACCUUCCUUGAGUAUAUAUUUUAACCAAGUGAAAUUUAGGUAUAGCGCAUACUAUUAGGUGUUCUUGACUGAUUAGUCAGAUAUUGACAUAUAAAAUGUGAGGCAUUGAAUUUUCUUUGGCUUCUGGGGCAGAUAUUGUGAAAUUUUCAGGGUUGACAGAUGGAUUGUGAUCUGAACCUGAUAUGAAUCUGAAGGAUUUCCACCAGUGUCCAUGAAGCUAUGCUAAUAUGAAGCCUACAUAAUGACAUAUUCUCCAUUAUAUUUUCAUAGUGCAGGGCUUUAAAUUGCAUUGUCUUACAAAGAAGUGUUUUUCAAUCUAGCAUUAUAACUUGCAUGCACUAGAAGCUUCUAUUUUCCCCCUCCUCAAUAUAUACACUUAUCAGGCUUGGGAAAAUCCCAGAUGCCACAAUGUACAACUUAAAAAAAUAAAUAUUAGUAGUAUCUAGGAGUUUGAAAUAUUUUUUCAACUCUGUAAAGGGCUAUUGCCAAAAAAUGAUUUUUUAAAGAAACCUGAAGUACUUUUCCGGCCUUAGCUUAUUAGAUGGAAUAUAGAUUAGUUAUAUUUAGUUUGUUGUUGGCAACAACUUGUUAUUUAAACAUGUUUACUCAAUAAUGCAACAGCUAGAGACUGGGCUGUGUAAUGCAUGAAAUAUAAGAGCACAACCACCCUGUACAAGGGCAGCCAACUUUCCAAACAUUUGUUGGGAGAUGUUACAUGCAAAUGGCUGUAAGUACUAGGAUAAAGAGAUGACAGAAGAAGUUUGCAAAGUAGAGUGUAUUUUGAAAGUUUUGUGGGAGUUCCAUCUAGUUGCUCAGAUGUAGUCAAACAAAACUUUUUUUAAUACUGCAGUCUGACUUGAAUAAGAUAUAAGCAAAAUUAAGCAAACAUAUUCAAUGUGAAGCAUAUGAGAGAUACACAAAGAAAGGAAGAGUUGGAAUGGUGCUUGUGGGGAACCUCUAUGACACUGUUGCACCUUAUUGCCUGUAGAAACAGACAGAUGUACAUGCUUGGUCAUCACAAUCAAAAAGGGGUGUGGGCUGAUGAAGGUGCUGUAAUCACAACAAAGUUACAUAGUAGGAACAAAGCAUAGUCUAUACAGUCAUACCUCUUUUUACUUUCGGUUCAGGUUACAUCUUUUCAGGUUGCGUCCCGCGGCGACCCAGAAGUAACGGAACAGGUUACUUCCGGGUUUCGCCGCUUGUGCAUGCGCAGACGCUCAGAAUGAUGUCACGCGCAUGCGCAGAAGCAGCAAAUCAUGACCCGUGCAGACGCGGGUUGCGUUCUGCUCAUGAUGCGAACGGGGCUCCGGAACGGAUCCCAUUCGCAACCAGAGGUACCACUGUACUGUAUAUUGGUUUUGGAAGUAGAUGCAGCAUUCCAGUUACAAAGGAACAGCAUAUUGAUCAUAUAUAAUGUUUCAUGUGUGUCCUGAGUUACUCCAUGAUCUAACUCUCCUUUUCUCACACAGUCACGUUCACGGUCUCUCAUGUAUCUCAGGUCUUCAUCAACUUACAGUGCAAUCCUAUGCAAGUUUACUCAGAAGUAAGCAUAAUUUAGUCCAAUGAGACUUAUUCCUAGGUAAGCAUAUAAAGGGUUACAGCCUAAUUAAUGUGUUGUGGUUUUUUUUACCAGGUUAGUGGGAGCUUUUCUUACUUGUCUGGUCUGUUCUGAUAGCCAGCACUGAAAUAUAUUUAUAUUUCAUACGUGGUGAGACAGAGUUGGAUGAUUCCAAAGUCACCAUAAAAAGUGUGUCCCCAAUUAUAAAUUUUAUUAAAACCAAUGAUGGCUGCCCACUGGGGCUGUAGGGUGAGGGCCAGGGCAGCUAGCAGCAGGUGGUGUCAAGCAGCAGAAGAAGCAACAUCAGGUUGCCAGGAAUGGGUAAGACAAGGAAAGUUCUUAGCAUCUGCUUUUUAUUCAAUAUUUACAGAGAGAGGCUUGGAAUGCAGCUUCUUGGAAUAAUGGCCUUGUUUCGUGUGACUCUCCACCCCCUUUUUAUCCCACUUCCUCAUUUGUCAUCAUCUCCUCUACGGGUGGCACUGAGGGCCCUUUGCUUCUGAGCCCUUUGCUCUCCUACUUUCAAGGCUCACCAGGUUCUGGGAGGGAGGGUCUGAAAUGCUUUCUAAAGACACUGUGUCUGUCAGCUGUUGCCCUCCUGCUGCUUCCUCUCCCUCCUCCUCUCCCAUUAUUUCCCAGCUUUCCCCCUCAUCUGCCUCUGAGCUGUGACCUCCCUCAAACCCCUGUUGUAAUUCUGAACUGUCUUCUUCUUCUCUGGAAGGAUCAGGCUGGGGAGGCAGUCUCCACCAUUACUCCUCUGCCCAGUCCCUGACAGGCAGAGGUUGUGAUAGGUGAAAAGAUUGCAUUAGGCAGAAGUUUUAAAUUGUGGUGGGGAGAAAAAGUAAGGCAAGGGACUGGACAGAAAAAGUGAGGGUAACAGGCGGAGAGAGCUUUUCUCCACUGUGUUGCAAGAAAGGAAGUAGUGGACAACAUGGUGGGUUGCUGCUGUUUACUGGGAAGGAGAGGGGUACGAGCAAGGUAGCAGGAUGGUUGGCACAGCGCAGAUGUAAAGAUGGAGCCAAUCUGGCACUCCUGCUAGUAUGUUUGCGCUGAGUCAACCUUCCCACGACCUUCCCCUUUCCUUCCUGGUAAGUGGAAUGACUCAUCUGUUGGGAGGUUAGGUGAAUGCUGCCACCCCACUCCACUAUCCCCUACUGACAGAAGCCAGCAGUCUUGUCAUGGUUCUCUGCACCUGCUUUCGCCCAGUCUCCAAAGUGGUGUGGUGGCUGAUCGAUCCCCUCUCUGUCGGACCAGAACUGCAGCAACAAUAAUAUGAAAGCAUCCUGAACAAAUUUUGAUUGGUCAAUGGACACCAAUCAAGAGUAACAUUAGAAGGAAUAUUUUGAAGUGUUUACAACAGAUUGAUUGUGGGUUUACGUUUGGAAGGAACCACUUUAUGCAAAUUGCAGGAAAUAACUCUGUCCUGAUUGGUUAGGUGUUUCUGUUCUCAAGGAAAGAAGGUUACUUAGAGGAUUGGUGGGCCUUGUCGUCCUGCCCGAAUGCUAAUUUUUAUGGGAAAUUGCUUGAAAUAAGGUCACAGCAGUGCAGACACCAUGAUGGGCAGAGAGUGAGUGAUUAUAAGAGAAGGAGAGAGAGUGCAAGCUCUGGAGUUAAGGGGAGACUGGUGGCUUUUGGUGGGUUGUUGCCCUUUUUGGCCACCUAAUUAAAACAAUACUUUGCACAGGUUGGAAUAUGGGAUGGGCAGUAGCAGGUUUCAAGGGAACUGAAACCCAAAGCUUUGGAAGGCUUGGUUGAGGAUGAGGGAUGUAUGUGUCUGAGUAUCUGUGGGUGGGUAGUGGAUCUAAGAAUAUAGAUAUCUGAAGUAUUUGUGGCUGAGUGUAGUAUGUGUACAGGAAAGGUGAGACUGGUGAGUUUGUGGAUAGUGGGUGCCAGAUGCGGUCAGAUAUGUAAGUUUUGGUCUUUGAAUUGUGGCUUUUAGGGUGAGGAACUCUGGCUAAUAUUUGGCUGCCUGAAGUACAAUUCACAGUGGAAUUUAGUUCAUUGUUUGCCAAGUUGCUUUCAACCAAAAGCAUAAUUGCAUUGUAAUGUGUUAUUACUAACAGCUUCAAAACAUCAUUUGAGAAAAAUCAUAAUAGAGGGAGUAUGUAACAUUAAAGCAUUGUGUGUUGAGCCAUGUGUGUGGGUUUUUUGUAUCAUUAAAUUCAAGAUUAGGAUAUUAUGUAUGACAUAUGGAGGAAAUUAUAUCUGAAAGCAUAUAUAAAAUUAUGUUUUGGUAUCAUACAUGUUGGAUAAAGCUGUUUGGAACAAACAGUUCCUGCUAAAGAUUGUUUAGUGUUCAUAGAAUUCUUCUCACAGAUUCCUUGUAAUUAUCCAUUAUAUAUACCAAAUGCUGCCUUUAACCAUCUUUUUUUAACAGAUGUCGACAUUUUGUGUGUCCAUUUGGCAGGACAUUUUUUUAAAAAACAACAACAACAGCCCUGUCCUAUUGCUAGAUACUUGAGUUACGGUGGAAAGAACUACAAAGUGAAAUAAAUGCAUCUGUGCAGCACUGGGUGACCAAUUUAUUUAAGCCUCAAAUGUACCCAGGUUUUCAUUUGUGUUCUCUUGCUGUUGUUUUCUGAACUCUGCUUUUUCAGUCAGGCAUAGGAUUCUCAUUUGUCUUGCCCACAUGAAAGCCCAGAGCAUCUGUAAGUUAUAGUUUGUGAAAUAUCUGCUUUUAAGCAGCACAUAUUUAUCACCAUGUCUGCACAGACAACACUGUACAUUGUAUAAAUUAGGAGAGCCUAGACACUGAACACUAGGGGGCUGGGUGAGAUAUGCCAUGGGAGUAUAGUGGCUGCCCAUGCUGAUCAGAUAUCUUGGAUCCAUACCAAAACUUCCAGAUGUUUAAUACAUAUAAAGACCCUGCAGUAACCUUUCGUUACAGUCUAAAGUGGGAGAAAAUACCUCCAUGUGGCUAGUUAAGUAUGAAGCUAUUUGAUGUUCAAAUUGUAGUAAAGUACAUAAAGAAACCAGCAUGUGUACCAAUGAACCUCUUCUACAUUUGUUAAUGUUAUUUAAUAUUGGUGAUAUCUCAGCUGUCUGAGGAUGAGCACAUACAUGGGCUUUGAUGUCUGGCUUUUAAAUUUUUCACUGGUCCAGGAUUGAGUACAAGCCCUAAAUAUGAUACAAUUCAGGUCUUGUUCUAAUACUUUUGGAGGAUAAGAAUAAAAUAUGGUUUUUAUUGGUUACUUUUUAUUUGAAAAAAGGAGCUAUGGGAUAAGUUCUUGGUGGGAUCGGAAUGUCACAAGAUUGGGCUAGAAAGCCAUCUGAAGAUGGAAUCAGUUUGCAGAAAAUAGGCAAUUUCUUCCAUAAUUUCACAGCUGUAGAUAUGAUCAAAAUAUUUUUGUGCAGAGCUAAUUUACUGUCACUAGCUGGAUUAAUUUUUCAACACAAUUUUAUAUUUUCCAAAGGUAUAUAUCCCUCCUCUAGCUUUAGGUAACUCAUGGAGCAAUUCUAUACGUGUCUACUCAAAAAGCUCCAUUGAGUUCAAUGAGACUUAGUCCCACUCGAGUUCAUAGGAUAUUGCAACUUCAUAGGCAUUCCUUAAAUGCGAGUGCUGCUUAGGAAAUAGGGGACCCAUAUUUGGAGGGCAAAUCUGAAUAGCUCAAAAUCCAGCCCUGGAGAUCUAGAAUCAGAGAGUGCUGUGCAGUUUCUGCAUUUCAAAGCUUAAUAUCUAUAGUUUGGCAAUUGUAUGCAAAUGACAUUUGAAUUUCUCUUAGAACGGGCACUUCUUGCAUUUCCAUAAUUCUUGGAAAGCAGAAAUAUCUCAUAAUCACUUUAACAAUUCUGUGUUUAACUGUUCAGAGCAGAAAAUAUUUGUCAAAAGAAAAAGUGACCAGGGGAAGAACAUUGUAGAAAUCUGUGUACAGUUGAAUGCUACUUCAUAGUUCAGUCAUAAAAUACGUCUGAAAACACAAUAUUGCUGCCUGACCACAAAAAUAUUUUAAGAUACUUGUAAGGGAAGACAUUUGGACCUAUACCAGUAUGCUGAAAAUAUUUGAUAGCUCUUUUAUGAUAACAAAAGCUAGCUAGGAAACUUUGGUGUGGCUUUUCUCUGAAACUUGGCAAAAGUUGCUAUUUUAUAUUUUAUUGAGUUUGUAUUUUGAUGAUGACUGUUUUAAGUUACUUGUUUUUCAUAGCCAUCCCUUGGUCUUGUGAAGAAGGAUGAUAUAUAAGUCUCAUAAAAUAAUUUAGUAUUAAUUUAAAAAAUGGAAGUGAACAUUUCCAAACUCUUCCUUUGGGGCAGCACUGGAAAGGAAGUGCUGGAAUACACAAGCCCAAUAUUAGGCUAUGGUUCCUUUUGCAGUAAACCAUGGUUUAGCCAUGAUAGCUGAACUAGCUUAGUAAUCUCUUUCAAGUUUUUGAGGGGAAGAUGUUAUAAUUAAGGACUUGAAUUUCUUCACAUAGGUCUUCCAUCUACAGUGAAAUAUAUAUAGAAUUAAAAUAAACAUGGGACUGGUGUCAGACAUGGUUCAGGGAGCAGAGUUAAAAUUAAACUCAUCCAUGAGUUCACUGGAAUGAAUAAACCUUAAAUUUCAGUAACCCAGCUGUAAAAUAAGAGUAGUAAUUUACCUCACAGUUAUUGUGAGGAUUAAUGAGAUUAACACUAACAAUUCCUUAUGUAUUUUAUAAAUUUCCUUCCUCCAGCUUUCCUCUGGUGAAAAUAAAAAUGUGCCACCAUAGAUAUUAUGAAUUUAUCUGUCUUGGAUAUCCUCAGGAGAGAAAACAGGAAAUUACUUUUUUGGUGGUGCAGUAAGUAAAAUUCUGAUAUUAGUUGCAUGGAUCCCACUGCUUUAGAAUUGGGCCCGUUGUUUGAAUGGAAAGUAUUUCUUAAAACAGAAAAAAACACACUUAAUGACACACUUGAAAGCAGUCUGUGUUAUUGUCUGUUGAACAAAGCUUGUGCUUUAUGAACUGGCUGAUCAUAAAGGCAGCAUAAAUCAUGUAAAACAUUCUCAUUUGCUCUUUGUGCUUUUUGCAGAUGGGGCUCAUAGAGCAGAAAUGCAGUCAGAUGUCUGCUCCAGGAUAUUUUAGCUGAACUGUAUGAGUCCAUUAAACAAAUGUAAUGGCUUUUUGGAAAGACUUGCUAUGCAUUUGAAACCAAAUGUUUUACACAGAAAACAUCUGGGAAGUAUGGGUGUUUGUGUGUGUGUGUGUGUGUGUGUGUGUGUGUGUGUGUAUACAGCACAUUGGAAAAUAGCUUUAUUGAGCCCAGCUGGGUGGUUGCUCGGGAUGUGGUUGUAGGAUAUGACAGUCUAGUUGUUAUAAGGAAUAAUUUAUUUGAAGUAUUGCCAUCAAAUGAAUAUUUGGCACAGAAGUGAGCAUCUUUGUUUCAUUGAGCACACAAAUUCUUCUCAUUACCAUUCCAACAAAACCUGCCAUGACAUUUUAUAUCCUGUUAUAUAAGCUAAUUCAGAUAAUGGCAUGCUUUUAAACGGGUGUGUACAUUAGAGAAGACACUGUAGAAAUAAAACAGUUAUUAAUCCCUCCUACCCAAAACCCCAAGGUGAUAAGAUUAUAUUGGAAAUGGUCUAUAUUUUAUUUUUUUUGCCUUAAUCCCAUGUGCUUGUUAGAGGAAUGUAAAAGUUAAUGCAUGAAAAUAUAUGUUUUUACCAGGUUCUGUUAGUUCCUUAGUAUAGUGUGUUAUAAUUCCAUUACACAUAGCGGAUUUGGUUUCAUUUUAGUUGAGCCAGGGGCUUGCUAUUUCUAGGAAACAGCUGAUAAUACAUGUGGAAAAAAAUGUCCAAACUAUUCUCUUGUUAGGAUGCUGAUUUUAGCAUUAAAUUGCUUUUGCAGUUUAGGCUGAAUCUCCAAUUAGAGGAAAAUCUGUUUAAAGUUCCGAACAACAGUGCGGCCACAUCUUCAGGAUAAUUUAAAUAAAAAACAAAGGAGUGAAAGAGGCUAGCUUAGGCAGACUCCGGUUCAUUCUCAUGCAGUGAACAGUUCACAUUGCACAACCCUGCUUUUAAAUAGUUCUACACAGUAUGACAUGAUUUGUGGUAUUUGCUGAAAUGAAAUUCUGGCUGGAGUAGCCGGAGCAGGGAAUUGUUCUGCGCUCAGGGGAAGGUGGUACAUCCAAGUCUGUGUUAAGGUCAUUGGCAGGGUGAAGUGGGAAGCCUGAGUUGCUGCUGUUGUUCUGCCUAACUUUUUUUGUGGGGGGCGGGGGGGAUUGGCAAAGAGAUUUUAAGACUUAGAAUAUUGAGUCUCCUUCUCCAGUUGUGCUUGACCUUGGUAUAUAUUGCAAAAGGUAGGUGUGGGUUGCCCCUGUACCCUUCCUGUCAUACAUUCCUUCUGGUACAGUGGUACCUCAGGUUAAGUACUUAAUUCGUUCCAGAGGUCCGUACUUAAGCUGAAAGCACCACUUUAGCUAAUGGGGCCUCCUGCUGCCACCGCGCUGCUGGAACACGAUUUCUGUUCUUAUCCUGAAGCAAAGUUCUUAACCUGAAGCACUAUUUCUGGGUUAGUGGAGUCUGUAACCUGAAGUGUAUGUAACCUGAAGCAUAUGUAACCCGAGGUACCACUGUAUUUUCAAGGUGGCCCUCGUAAUGUUCUUUUGAUUUCUUCUUUAACAAAACGAUAGAUGAUCCAGACAUAUGAAUGUUUCUUAGAAAGUAAUCUUUUAAAACUAAAAACAGUAGAAAUCCACAGUGUGCAGAUACAGCUUCCCUGAUGUGGCCUGGUCUACACAGUAGAACAAGAUGGUACAAUACUGACAUGGUAGGUCUGGGGUGGGGACCCUGUGGCCCCCUAGAUGUUGCUGGCUAUAGCUCCCUUGACUACACCUCAUCGUCCUUGACCGUUGGUCAUUGGCUGGGGCUAAUGAGAGUUGGGAUCCAUAACAACUUCUGGAGAACCACAGGGUUCCCUACCCCUGUGGUACAGCUUACCACUUCAGACUGCAGGUCAGAGGAAGGGGGAAGAUACCAUUUUAUUCAUUCAUUUUUCUAUGUGAAAUAUUUUAAUCCAUCAUUUCCAGACAGUUAAUGAGAAUUAAAACAUGCAAAACAAGAGUAAAUAAUAGGCACAAAAGAGCAGCAGAUAAAAGCCAAAUGAUAGUCAGAAAUUUUAAAAGUGUUACUGCUUUUAAAAGUUUGGGUAAGUUAGAAAGGUUCUUUCCUGGCAUGUAAAAGACAGAAAGGUUGGUGUUAAGCAUUCUUCCCUUGAAAGGACAUUCCAUAAUGCUAUUACUAAAAAAGCCACAUUUCCACCUCAUUUUUUCUGAAUAUAUAGGCCAGUCUGAGUUAUCAGUAUAUCCUACAGAGUUACUUCUUUACUUAUUCUUUCUUUUUUCAUUACGUUCAUUGUUAUAUGGUGGGUGAAAAGUCAGAGUAUAUAAUUGCCCAGGAAAUUAUGUUUUGACUUUUGCAGGAAGGUGUGCUGCAACUGUGCAAAACAAAACUGUUCCAGAGACUUUUGAAUUAUUUCACUUUUCUUUUCUCUGAUUUGCCAAGAUUUUAAUUUUUGUGUUAAUUUUUGUGAAAUUUAGAAAGCAUUUCUUUUUUAAAAAAGAAUAAAAAUGUCUGAUGUAUUAGGAAGCUGAUCAUUAACAAUUAUUGUGUAACUAGAAAUGUAUUUAAAUAAUGAAAAGAGGCAUAAAGAACAGGGUGGGCAUGAUCAAUCUCCCAGCCCUACCCAGGUUAUAAAACAUGUCAGCCAUUGCUUUUACUUUCUUAAGAACUUAUUUGGAUGGAAAGAACCUACACUUUGUGGAAUCCUAGUUUGAUGUUGCAUUUAGCCCCAGCGAGUGUGGAAGCCAAACAUAAACAUCUGUUUGGCAAUUUUGCAGGAAGUUAAAUAUAACUAAAGCUUUUGUCCUUUCAGCAGAUCUUGCACUCAGUAUUGGUCAACAUUUGCUGAAGUCAGAAUUACAUCUUUAUAGUUAAAGUUGUGAAACAGUUUUCAGUUCCAUUCCAGUUUUGAACUCCACCUCCUUUUGAAAGGAAUUGUAUUCAUUCAAAUGUGAAUUUGCUUUGAAAGAUGUAAUUUGUCGGAAAGGUUUUUAAUCUAUUCAUAGUUCCUCCGAACCUCUACUUUGUCUGCUUCAGGUGACUUCUUCCCUUCUUCCCAGGAUCACACAUGGUAGUUCAAUUUUUGGAUGUUCUGACAGAGAUGUCUUGUAACAGCCAAAGAGAAGACUCUGCAUAAACUAUUAGAUAUUUUCAAAUUAUUACAAUGUCUUCUAACCCUUUCCUGUUGGCUACAGGCUUAGGAAAUAUACCAGCAGUUUCCAGCAUACUUAUAUUGAAUUUGUGCUCCUACCAGCUUGGCACUAAGCAAAGUACAUAGAAUUUCAGCAGCCCUGCAUGCCCCCCCCCCCCUUAUCACUAAUAGCUACUAGAAGAGAGAAGGAGCUCUGGAUUCUAUCAGUGUGACCUUCUACCAUUUAUAUAAAUAAUAAGGUUGGCAGGGACCAAUAAAAUCAUGUCCAACCCCUUAAAACAGGAUUACCCUUCCUGCAUAUCAGUCCACACUGCAACAGACAGUUGCAUUAUAGUGUCAAGCUUGUAUAACAGUUUACUCAAGCAAGGAAAUAAAACCGUCACAUGGUGCAGAUUAAAAGCAAACUAUGGCCAAUAGCUAAUGAAACCUGGGGAAGGUGACAGCCUGAUGCAAAGCAUGAACAAAACCCAUCAACUAAGUAUGGUGUGUGUAUACAUUCUAGGAAGCCUGCAUUUGUUCAGUGUGGAUGGAGACGGAGAUGCAACUGGAAGGUCCAAAUGCAUCAUGUUGAUAAAAUUGGUCUGGAUCACACAUAAUGCUAAGCCACCAUUAAGCGGCCUAUAGCUUACUAGGAUCAAGCAAAUGUGCUAGUGCAUGCUGCUCAAAUCACACCUCUACCUCCUCCCUUUUGCCACAUCAGGAGGGGCAGCGUACAGCAGAUGUAAAACUUACCGUAUUUUUCGCCCCAUAGGACGCACCUAGUUUUUUGGGGGGGAAAUCAAGGAAAAAUUUUUUAUUUCCCCCCCAGGUUUUCACAGCCAUCCCCAAGCUAGAAGAGGGAGACGGAGCGCUCCGUCUCCCUCUUCUGCCUUCAGGGACAGCCUCCCUAGCCUCUGUGGGGCAGCGCACUCCGCUGCCCUGCAGAGGCUUUGCGCAGCCAUCCCCAAGCUUGCUUCUCCCCCCCGCCAGCCUCCAGACCAGGUCCGGGAAUAGUGGGGUGGCGGCGCUCCGCCUCCCCGCUAUCCCGUGAGCUUGUGGGGCUGGCAGGGGGGAGAAGCAAGCUUGCUUCUCCCCCCCGCCAGCCUCCAGAUCAGGUCGGGGAAUAACGGGGUGGCGGCGCUCCGCCUCCCCGCUAUCCCGUGAGCUUGUGGGGCUGGCGGGGGGGGGGAGAAGCAAGCCUUGCGAGCCUGCGGGACCUCCCGCCGGGCUUGCAAGACUUGCGGAUAGCUUCCUGAAGCCUGGAGAGCGAGAGGGGUCGGUGCGCACCGACCCCUCUCACUCUCCAGGCUUCAGGGAAAGCCUGCAUUCGCCCCAUAGGACGCACACACAUUUCCCCUUCAUUUUUGGAGGGGAAAAAGUUCGUCCUAUAGGGUGAAAAAUAUGGUAAUAUAGAAAAAUAAGCCAAUAAAUAAAACAAAAUGAAACAAGGCUGUGCACAAUACACUUGAAAAUACUAUAAAAACUCCAGCACCGUAUACAAUAAAAGAUUCAAUUAAAAGCUAGAGAAAAGAGGAGAGCAUUCAAACAUUUCUUCAAAACCUGAACUAAUGCAGCCAACCACAUAAUGGGGUAUUGGUUUUUUUUGGGGGGGGGGUGCUGGUGGUGGGGAAUUUCAUAAAGCAGGAGCCCAUCCCUGAGAGGUCCCAAACUCUAUUGCCUAUCAGCUUUAACUGUUAAUAGAUAUUGAGUGUGCAUGCUUACUUUGCAAACUUAAAAUACGUUGGUAGACCAUGGGGCCUUACUUAAAAAAAUCAGCAACACAGAUCAUGCAAGACUGAAGCACACCUGUUUAUGUUCCAAACAUUAUUUUUGCAGAGCUGGAUAUUACAAGGGAAACGUGGGGUUCCUAAACCUGUGCUAACCCUCCCAGUGCUAAGGUGGAGGCUGGGAGAAUUGACUGGUGUGAGAGGCUGCUUAUUCUUUACCCUUAACUGUCCCCUGAAAUUUUUCCUUUCUUUGUUGAUGAGUUAAGCACCUCUCCCACCCAUCUACUGACCUCCUGCCAGAACGGAAGUGUUAGUAGAAUUCAUUCCCACAAGAUGUAAUGAUGGCCACUGUCCAGAUUCCCACCCCAAAACGCACAAGCAGAUUCUCUUAUUUGUAAGUAAAAAAGAGAACCUUACUGAGGCAGGCAACAGUACAGACUCGGCAGCAGACAAAGUGUUCAGGAAUCAGCGUUCAGGAGCAGGGCAUGUUCGGAACAGGGCAGAAGCAACAAAGAUGUUCCAACAUGUUACCCUGUCCCUCCCACCAAGACUUUAAAGAUGACGUGUGUACUCGUUUGCCUUCUGGGAAUGUUGAGAUUGCAAACAUGCACACUCCAUCAGGGCAGAUGGGCCUGCUUCCAUCUGCAAAGGGGUCACCUGGUUCUAGGUGACAAGCCUGCACCCCCCCUGUUCUGACAACUCUUCAGUUACUACCACUUUCUUUCCCUCAAACAAACCUGAGAUUAUUUCUUUGAAAUAAUGCUAAUUUGAGAGCUGUACUGACUUGUGCCUUUGAUUUAUCUAAAGCACAGAUGUAAUACAGGAAGAAAUGGCAGUGUUUCUCAUACAGCACAAUAAAUAUGACUCCAGAUUGAGCUCACCUGGAGGAGCACCACUAAUAAUGUCAACUCAAAUACCUUCUCUUUCAAGCCAUACGGCUGGCAAUACACAGAAAACACUUUGGCCAUUCCCAUCUUUAAAGAACUGGAUACUUUACUUAAAUAAGCAAUAAAGACAGUUGUUUCUUAGGAGUUGUUUAGGCAGAGCUUGGCUUUCUGGGAUUACUUGCAAUUAAUAUUUUUUAUUAGUUAAACCUUUCCCUAGAGGGUGUGUUCUGAAAAAAAAAAGCCCUGUCUGCAAAAUAUGGCAAGUACCAAACAAUGAGGGGAUGUAAUUCUGGCAGCAGGGCAAUGCUUAGGAAGUACGUACUCAAAUCCUGUUACCACCUAAGGGUGAGGGCAGAGGGUAGGAAGGGAGUUACAAAUGUACCUCCCAUCCUUUGGGAGCGCAGCAUAAAUCCUCUGUUCCGAGUGCCUGGUUCAGUUACACAGAAUAGCUUUUGAAUCUGUGUAUAACAGGGAGGAAAAUCUCCCUCUUAUUCACUCACUAAUUCCUCUUCUGUUGCUGAGUCACCACUGUUGAUAGGAUAAUGUUACUUACAGCCAGAGAAACUGGCAGUGCAAAAGUGAAAUGCAUACACUUAGAAGCAUCUUAGUUCUCGGCACAAGCUCAGAGUGUAUCAGUUAAUGCAAAUAAAACUUUGAUUUGACAUUUAUCAUCCGCAUUCAGGCCUUUUGGUGUCUGAGAAGGCAGCUUGCUUGCUUUCCUUUGCAAGCAGUGUCACAGUAGCAGUAAAUUAGCUUUCGUUUUAGGAAAUGAUAUUUUUAAAACGGUGUAUUGGGAAACUAAACUGUGGAGCAGAUUCUUGUAGUUGUGUCUAUGUAUUGUCUGCAGUGAUUUGAAAAGAAAGAUAAUAUACAGUAUCUGGUCACCUGGUAUACAAGUAAACUCUAAGGUGGCUGAAUCACUUUCCUCAGGCCCAUGUACGUAUAUUAUUUUUUCAUUGCUUGUUGAUGCCAUGGGCUACAAACAAUCUUUGGAAACAUCAGUUUCAUUUAUAUUUAUUAGGUGAGAUACAGACUAAGUUAGUUGUAUUUAAUUCCCCUUGAAAUUAUGGGGUUUAAGAUAACCUAGACUAGCUUUUUGCACUGAUGUCAGUUGUACGUGUAUAACUAGCUUAAAGGUAAAGGUAAAGGACCCCUGGCAGUUAAGUCCGGUCACAAAGGACUCUGGGGUUGCGGCGCUCAUCUCGCUUUACUGGCUGAGGGAGCCAGUGUUUGUCCGCAGACAGUUUUUCCAGGUCAUGUGGCCAGCAUGACUAAGCCGCUUCUGGAGAAACCAGAGCAGCGCACAGAAACGCCGUUUACCUUCCCACUGGAGCAGUACCUAUUUAUCUACUAGCACUUUGACGUGCUUUUGAACUGCUAGGUUGGCAGCUCACCCCGUCGCGGGGAUUCAAACCGCGGACCUUCCGACCAGCAAGCUCAGUGGUUUAGACCACAGCGCUACCCGUGUCCCAUGUAACCAGCUUAGGAAGCUGCAAACAUACCCCUGCUUUCCUGAGAGUAAGAAUCACUGUAUUCAAUAGAGCUUCCUUCUGAGUAGACAUAGUUAGCAUUGCACUGUAAGUCUAGCUCCAACACUCAAAAAUGUAUCUGCAGUUCUUCAACAACAAAAAAGACACUUUUAAAACUUUGAAAACAUAAUAAUUGUACAAUUUCCUCUGCAGUUUCAUCUGUGCUUUCCCUUCAGUGUUGUAGGCCUCAUCAGACAAAAUAUAUCAAAUGUAACGAAAAGAGCAAAUAUGCAGUAUGUAACUUGAAAAAGAAAGGAACAGCAAGUCUUUAAAAGACAGGAUCCCAUGGUUUAAAUCAGCAGGAUCUUUUUGGUUACAAAUUGCCCCACUGAUAGCUUGGUGUGAAACACUGUAUAGUAACUUUCUUGAUUAUUACUCUAAACAAUGGGAUUGGGCCACUUAUAAAUAACUAAUUUGACUUUAGCUGCAUGAUUCUUGCUGAGGUUGCAUUGCCAUGGAGAUGAUCUGGCUUAGAUGGUCUGAACAGUAAAUAUUUUAAAUGAUCGAACUAUCUUGGCCUUAACUCUUGAAAUCUUUAUUCUCUCUAGUAAAAGAGAGCUCCUUAAACCAUCUUGGCCUUAAAGUAGGGUUGCCAUAUUUUAAAAAGUGAACUUUGGACAAACUCUAAAAAGAAAAAAUAAGUUUUUGAGUUUUUUUUUUUUUUUUUAGGACAUUGACAUACAUGGUUUCCCCAGACAUUUUUACCAAUUUUCAGAAAUUCCGCCUGGACACUAUUUUCAAUGAACAAAUCGCGGAUAUGUCCAGGAAAUUCCGGAUGUAUGGCAGCCCUGUAUGACUUUUGGUUCAACGCAGCUUGGCAUUCAGUGCUAGGAUGGCUGUACUUCUGCAGUGUAAAUUAAUGAGAGAAUCGAGGAUUAUAAAUAAACAUAAAUAUAUAAGUAGUAAUAUCUAUAUAUGGUGAAGGAGCUGCUAUGAGACUAAUCGGGGUUUUUUUUAAAGCUCUUUGUAUGAUGCAUUUUUAACAUGUUUCACACUGACAGUUGCAUACUUUCCUCCGUCAAGGGAUUAUGUUCUUCCUCUUACAUUUCCUCAUCCCACUCCCUUCUAGGCUAAUUUACUGCAGCACAAACAGGUUGAAAUUCCCUUUAGAUCCCACCGCUAUUUUUUCAACAACAAGACAAAUCAGCUUAAAACCCACAACUUCCAUAGGGGAAGUUGUGUAGGGUGUUAGGGAAAUGCAGGGAAGUUUAAAACGUUUUCUUUUUCACUGUAGUGUCUUCAAGGUUAAAUUCUGUUUACUCCUGGCCCGUAAGAUGGAAAGUCUAAAAGGAGAGGAAUGUUUCUUACUGCAAUAGCACUAAAUGCGCAUAAACUUUUGGAACUGCCUUGAGCAAGCCAUGAAAUAUUUAUAACUCUGCAAACCAUUUGUAGCCAUAAACAAAAAUGUAGCCGUGUGAAAUGUAUUCAUAUUUUCCAACAUUUCUUUUAUAAACUAAAACAAACAAACAAAACAAAAACAGUAUAACUAUCUCAGUUAAUUUAUUGAAAUCAUUCAGUCCAAAAAUUUAAAAUGACAUGGAGACAUUGCAUCAGUAUGCCUUCACUUGUCAGAUCGUGGAGUGAAUUGGGGAUUUAGAUGUCAUCUGGUCAAAUCACUGCUGAGACAGAAGACCCACUACUACAGUGUCUCAGAUAGGUAACCACUGUCAUGAUUGUUGCUUCAGUUUAUAUUCCAUUUUUCUUCAUGGCAAUAUCCAUGGGGUUAUUGAGGCAGGGGGCAUGCUUGCAAGCCCUAUUCAGUGGCAGACCUUGGUGUCUCAAAUUUCAAUGGCAUGGUGCCAAAAUUUGUCAUCCCCUCUUCUCGCCUUCCAUUCUACACCAUAGUUGUGGGGGCCCCAAAGACCCGUGGGCAAGACCCUAAACCCGCCUUCUUCCCAACAUCUCUCUGUGUGCGCUGUCUCCAGUCUUCUCCAUGUUGAGUGGGGGCUUGCACUUGCACUUGCACGAACAUGAGUGGAGCACAGUCAGGGACCCUCCUUUAUCAGGCCAGUGUCCCUGAUUGUGCACAGUUCUAGGAAUUGUGCACAUUCAAGGAAUUGUGAGUACAAGUCCCCUGCAAACCUACCCCACCCAAACUGGGGAAAGUUGGGGACUGAGCAAGAGGAAUAUUGCAUAGGUAUAUUGGGGAUGGGGCUUGCAUUCACACCCCUGCCUCUUGUUCACCCAGCAUGUUCAAGUAAAUGCUUGAAAGCAUCUAAUAUUGUGAUGUAGGUUAGGUUGGGACAUAAAACCCUUUCAGACUUUGAGCCACAGUAAAAUGAACAUGCACAGAGGGGACAGUGGCACUGCGGCAGCAGGCUCCUCCCUGUCCUGUGCUCAUAAGAUGUUUGUAGCGAAGCCACCAUGUGGUUUAGCAUGAGCUGUUUGCUCUUAAAAUUAAAAAAUAAAUAGAUCCUCCUAUGACAAAAAUAGUAAAUUCCAUGCCCAGAUGAGGCUAAAUGGAAAUUUUGUUAUUUGACUAGACAAAUGAAUUUGAGACUGUAAUUAAAUGAUUCCUGAGGUUUCUUGGUUAUUACUGUCACAGCACAAACUUCUUUAAAAGCUCCACUGCAUGAUUUCAUUAGAGAUCAGUGGUAUGUGUGAGUGAGUGGGUUAUCCUACAAUAUGCAAGAACGGCUCUAAGAAUGUGCAGAUAUAUAGCCAGUUAUCUCUAUAUCGCAAAUGAAAAUGAAAACAAAUCAAAGUAAAAAAAAAUAAAAUAACUUUAUUAGUUCCCACUUUAUUAUUGGUCUUUUUUUUGCUGUUCAGUGCAUAGGAGGAUAUAGAACCUUGUAAGCUCUUGCCCUUCACUGAGUCAAAAAGUAUUCGCAUUAGUGAUUCUGUUCUGAUUAAUGUUUGAGUUUCUAGAGGACAGAAUUUCUUGUGGCAGUGGUAAAUUAAAAACAUAAGCAAUAUUCUGUGCUUCCUACAGGUGCAGAACAGCACUUUGUCUUGUAGAGGCUUGAGUAGAUAGUACGGGCGGCCUAACAAAAGCAAUUUUUUGCCACUUCAAUCUUUUUUUAAAAGUUGUGAUGAAUAGUCUAAAUUAAUUGUUCUCCAAGAAAGAAUCUGCUUGAUGAACAAACACUUUCACAAGAUGUCUUCCUUAAAGACAAUAAUAGCUACUUAGGUUUACAUGAGACACGUCCAUUAUGAAUAGCUCCUGGCAUCAAUCCCAUCACUGAGAUGUCAACAAAUGAAGGUUGCAAAAUCUCUGGUAUUAAAGUAUAAACAUACUUUUGAAAGGAUUCUUUAUUCUCAAAGUAUUUGUGUUAAAAUUCAUUCAUAAACAGAAUUCUGUUAGUGGUAUUUAUGGUGCUUACAAGAAAGUUCCUUAAUGUUUUGAUAUUGUAAUAAAACACAUUUGAAUCUUGUAGUGCUCUAUGACUAUUAAAAGCACCAUAAUAAUCUGAAGGGCACCCUUACACUUACAAAUAUUAUUUUUAUUUGCGUAGCUGAAGCCAUUACAGACCUUACAGUUAUAGGUGAAUAUGCGUACAUGUCUCAAUAAAAGUGAUUUUAAAUAGUUGGAUCAAAUCCUCAGCAGUCACAGAUACGUUUUAUUUAUUUAUUGAAAAUGGAAACGAAAGUACUGUAUUGCCUUGGUUCUAUUGAAGGAUGAGUCUUACUCUUAAUGAAAAUCAGGACCAUAGACAACAUAACUGCAUUAAAAAAGGAAGGGUUUGUAAAAAUAACAGUUAUAUGAAUAUCAUUUUGAUUAUGUCUUUUCAGAAUGAGGGUUGGUUUUUGUGUGCAUGUGUGUUUGGUAGAGUAUCCAGUUUAUGCAGCUUUCUCCUAUAAGCUGGUCCUAUUUGGCCUGGACCCAGAUGCAUUGUUUUGCAUUCACUGGAUGGUAUGAUUCCCCCGCUGACCCUAGAUGGUGAAGAAUUUGCUCCCUUAUGUGUUUGACAACAAGGUCCAUUUGAAAUUCUUUUCGAGAGCCAAAUGCAGGGCUGUUUAAUACUAAGCAUAUUUUUAUCAAUGUCUAUAUUUAUUUUUCCCAGGAAUGCCUGUGCUGGUCCAAAAGCCACCCACAUCCUUCUUUCAUGCAGAGCAUAUAUGCACUUGCAGCCUCUCCCGAGGAACAAAAUGAGAGAAAGAAAAGCCAAGCUUUGUUUGCCAGCUGAAACUGCCUUCCAACCCUUUGGAAUUUCUUAAGCAUUUGUUCCUCCUUCUUACCAUGAUUAAAAUUGCAUCCAGCCUUGCUAAAAAGAAGGCUGCUCAGCAGAUCCUUUAAGCCAAAGCUUUGCUUUAAGAAAGAAAGAAAUAGCUUAACUUUUAGACCUUUCCAUAUGAAAGCUCCUCCCCCAACUUUCCUCUUAGCACUUCUAGUACUAAUGCAAUACUAGCCGCUUUCUGUUAGUUCCUCAUGAAGCAAGGGGGGGGGGAAAUCUUGCUAAAGAUGGAUAAGUGUAUUUAUGCUGGGAAUAAAUAAAAGUACUCAAUCUUUGCCACUUUCUUUUCAAAAAUGUGAUGAUCAACUUUAGUGUUAAAGAGGGGGAGAUACAGCCUUAAAAAGUCUUUAAAAAAGUAAGGCUUGCCAUAUGAUGGGGAUUGCAGCAAGCUUUGUUAAUAUCUUCCACUUUUAAAACAACAUGGAAGGAGUACAUUAGUGAAUUUCUGAGCUUCAUUGAUGUUGUAGGCCAGUACUCAACAUCUAAAGGUUUUUUCUUUUUUUUAUAUAAAAAAAGUUUAAAUAAAACUGAAAAAUCACAAAACAUAUUAUUGCACAUACGUCUUAUGCAAUAGGUGCCCAUGAGUCUUUUGCAACCAAGUUCUACAUCUGGCCUUGCUUUUUAAAUAGAUUCAAUAAAUCAAUAUAUCCCAACAACAAAUCCUGCUGUUCGAGUUAUGCAACAGAGGCUUUUAUGUGCACCGCUUAGGAGUGCCAAUGAUUAAACCGUAUAGAAAUGUAGUAAAUAAAACAAAUAUUUCUAAUAGGAUGAUUUCCAUGACCAAAUAGAAGGCGGGACUUGUAAGAUAUAGUGAGGCUUCUCCAAAGUCUUUUCAUUCAGUCUUAAAAAGAUUACAUCUUUGUGUUCUAACGUUUUACAAUUUAAAGCAAAUCAGACACGCAAGGACUUCAUAUAGUGAUGGAUACCUGCUAGCAUUCAUACUCUGUGUGGAUGGUUCAUGUUCCAUCAUGUUGCCUGAUUUGAUCUCUGUAGCUUGUCUUUCACUGGGAACACACAGUCCCAUGUGGCUUUUAGCCUGUGAAUUUGUGAUUCAAGUUUGGCUAUUGUUUCCUCUGUUCCCACAGUUCCUUUUGGAAAGACAUCUACUCCCAUGAUUUAGGAAGGAUGCAGGAAGGAUAUGGCUACUGAAUGAUUGCAUAAGUGAUGCAGAGAACAUGAAAUGUAGGGUUCAAAGAGUAAUGAGGGCAUCUAGAAUUUUUUUCAGUUCAUUCUGGAAUCGUAAGUGCAAAUAAUUAUUUUAGCUUGGGGGAGCGUUGCUUGUUAAGAAGAUUAUGAUGGAAAUUGAUCUUGAGUUGGUAGGUCAUAUUGCUACUGAUAUUUUUACUUACGCUGCAUAAUCAGUGUACAAGAUGUUAUGCAAAUAAGGGUCCUGCCACAAGGAGCUUUCAGUCUGAAUUUUCGCAGUGAGGGAGGGAGUGAUAAUAGAGACAGGGUAAGAACCAGAGAUACACAUGCAUUUGCAAGGCACCCAUGCUUCAUUGUACAGUAAUUAGGAAUAUAGGAUUCUUCCUAUCCUUUGUUGUUCCUGUAGUUCACUCCUCCCUCUGGGGCACACCUCCUUGAUUCUGGUUUAAUUUGAAAAAUGUCCAAGCUUAAUUUUGGAAUUGGAGCAUGCAAAGUCUACCCCAGCUUCUAGUUCUCUUACAUUUUUCUCCAUUCUGUGUUACAGAUGUGCUUGUGCACUUGGAUAAAGCAUUGUGGAGGGAUGGGACGGGACAUUUUUUAUGUGAUUGUAUGCAAGACUACAUUAAUAUUCUUUUCAUGCAGUAUUUUACUGAUGCAGUAUUUUACUGAUGCAGCCAUAUGGCUGGAGGGGAACAUGUCAGCUGUCUGGUUCAACACCCUGCUCAUUGCAGGAACAUGUGUUAAUAAAUAUCACAAAAUAAUAUUAAUACAGCUGUAUGUACAAUCACAUUAAUGUUUGUGGUAUUUAAUCAAUGUACACAACAGCACUUAUUCUCUUGUACUUGUUACAUACUUUUAAAAAGCAAUUUGAAUGUUAUGUGCACCAAGAUUUUUCUUGUGAUAAACAAAACUAUGAAUAAUUCCUGAUAUACCAGUUCUACUUCAGUAAUAUGACUGGAUAAAUCAAAUUCAGAAAUCCAAAGAGAAAUUAAGGUGAAGAGCAUUUUGGAGAAUGUGGGAACUGGAGAUUUUAAAUAUGUUAACCAGCACUUUGAAUUGGGUCCAAGAUAAACCAAGAGCCAAGGGUUAUAAAGUAGUGGUUUGCUCUAAAUAUGGGUUGUUGUCGGCACCCUGAUCACAAUAUCUUGCACCAGUUGUAGUUUCUAAAGAUAGCCAACAAUAGAUAUACAUGCCCAUCUUCCUUUAAUAGAUCUUGUUGGUUUUCCAGACCAACACUUACCACUCAGCUGUAUUGUGCAAACUAAUUGCCAGUUUUGAAAAGGGCAAUAGCUUUGAAUAACCUAGGAGCAAAACAGGUGAUAAAACAAUUUCAUCAAAUGCUGUAACUGUUCUAUAAAACAUUAUUUCUGACGACAACAACAACAACAACAACAACAAUUUAUUAUUUAUUAUUUGUACCCCACCCAUCUGGCUGGGUUUCCCCAGCCACUCUGGGUGGCUUCCAACAAAGACCAAAAAUACACCAAAAUAUCACACAUUAAAAACUUCCCUGAACAGGGCUGCCUUCAGAUGUCUUCUGAAUGUCAGGUAGUUGUUUAUCUCUUUAACAUCUGAUGGGAGGGCAUUCCACAGGGCAGCGCCACUACUGAGAAGGCCCUUUGCCUGGUUCCCUGUAGCUUUGCUUCUUGCAGUGAGGGAACCGCCAGAAAGCCCUUGGCGCUGGACCUCAGCAUCCGGGCAGAACAAUGGGGGUAGAGACGCUCCUUCAGGUAUAUUGGGCCAAGGCCGUUUAGGGCUUUAAAGGUCAACACCAACACUUUGAAUUGUGCUCGGAAACAUACUGGGAGCCAACUUAGGGCAUUUUCACAAAUGGCAUUGCAAUCACCCACUCUUGUAGACAGAAUAAAGUUCCCCAUUGGUUAAAAUGCACAAUUAAUUUUAAAGUGUCUCAUGUUCACUUUUUAUUCUGCAUUUAUCAUCAUUUAGAGUUAAUACACUGCAAAUCAUAAUGUGCUCUUAGCACUUCUAACACACUUAGGUUGAUAAGUUUACAUCAAGAGUUAGCUUGGCCUAAAUUUGUCCCCAUUAUCUUCUAACACUAACUUAAUUUGGACCAUGAGUACACUUACUCUGCAUGUGCUUUGAAAAUGCAGUCUGUAGAAAUGAAUGGCUAUGCAAAUAAAGAUCCAGUACUACUAGCUCUUAAAACGUGGGUUGUAUUUGUCAUGAUACAAAAGGAAAGGGUUGUGGGCAUGUAUUGUAAACUUUAUUUUGCUCAUUCCAUAUUUUGCCAGCAUCUAACAUCUGUAUUCAUUUUCUGGGGUCUCCUAAUGGAUUACUUUCAUCUGCUUUGUUCCAAGAGUAAUACUCAAUUUCCUGAAUUUAUAGGUUGCAAUAAAAUCCAUCCGUAAGGACAAAAUUAAGGAUGAACAAGAUAUGGUUCACAUCAGACGGGAGAUUGAGAUCAUGUCAUCUCUCAGCCAUCCUCAUAUCAUCACUAUAUAUGAAGGUUAGUGACUGGUAUUCUUUUCAUCAUCUGUACCAUUUACUCAUUCAGUUCUAAAUUUCUUAUUUCCUUUUACAUCAGGGGUUCUCUAUAACCUUUUUUUCCUACCUACUUGUAAGAAAAUGUGCUUAUUUGUUUAAUAUCAUAAAAGUUCAUUGUACACGAAUAUUAAUGUAGUAAAACAUCUUUUCCAUUCCACUGUGUUGAUAUGGUUGAUGUAUACCAGUCGUUAUGGUGUUUGGGAACCUGUAGGAAGAAAAUCAAGUGCUCAUUUUGCUUCUCUACCUGAGGAGGUGGGGGGUUAGGUUAAUAGGAUCUUUUUCCCAGCUCCACCACCAGGACGCUCCAUUCAAAAGCAUUCUAUUCCAUUACUGUUGCAUUUCCAUUUUGUCAGGUUACUCUGGCAAAAGUGUAAUAGGUAGUUGUCAUGGAAGCAUCUUGUCACUAUAUAGCUGGCAGAGGAACUGUGAUGCAAAAUCUGGCACUGAUUACGUAUUCAGUGUCUCAUAAGUAAAUGAGGUGAUCUCACUCUAGAUUAUUGUUAUGCAUUUUGAGUUUUUAUUUUGUUUAUGUUGUAAACUGCCUUGUGAACUUCAUCUGAAGGGUGGUGUAUAAAUUUCAUAAAUGAUGAUGAAUAUAUGAUGGUGAUGGUGAUGAUGAUAUUGUAACCAAAAUUUUCCUAAUGGUUCCUGAGAUCACAGAACAAGUUUUCAUCUAAGUCUGGGUACAGCUGAGCAUCCUUUUGAAUCAAGAUAGCAGACUGAACUUUUCAGAACUGCAUGGAUUUUUUGAUGUCUUAGACUUGAGCAAGUCUGCGGUUGCUAGUAUUUAAUAAACAAAAACUGUCAUUCAUUGCUGACCAGAAAUACCAUUAAGUGUGAAAUAAUCUGCUAGCGUUAGAUGCAGAUUGAGAAGAAAGGCCACCAUGAAGUUUCUCUUUAAUCAAAUGUGGUGCACUGAGGAGGGAAUUGGCAUGUCUUUGGGCCUCAGUGGAGGUAUACUUUUGUGACUCAGCCACACUGAUGAAUAAUGGGAAAGGGGCAUAUUUUAACCUGCAAUUAAAGCUUUACCUAUUACGUAAAUCAGUUAAAACUCAUACAGGCUUAAUGGAAACCCUAUUCUGACAGCUGAUGCCAAUGAUUUAAACAAGGAAUUGCUUGGAAUCAUGUUGCAGUAUCACAUAUUGAGUUGUUCAAAUACAUGUUCUGUUAGUUGAAAGGAGAUGAAUAUCUGACUUUUUUAUUAAAUAAAAUCUUAAUAGAAUUUCUAAACAGGGAAAGGGAGGACUUCUGCGCCAGCACAAGGGUUGCAAAUGGAGCACAUUUUUCUGAAUGUAGACUGGAACUACCCAAGCGCACACACACACACACACACACACACACACAGCGCUGCAGUUGUGUGUCUCUCCCGUGCAGUUAAACUACUGAACAGUCUGAAUCCAUGCAGAGUUGGGCAUGGCCAAUCUUACUGAUUUCAGUGGUGUGCAUAACAACAUAGGAAAUGGCUGUACAUUUAAAGAUAAGCAAAAAUAAAAGAACACAUGUCAAAGAAACCCUUUCCUCACCACCUUAAUUAUUAGCCCAGGAGCAGAAAAUAUGGUCGUACAGCUGUACAGAAGUACAGCUUUCUUCUUACACAGUGAAUGAGUUUUGUCAUAUAUUUCAUUAUUUUCAAAAUAUAGCAGCCUCAGCCCCUCUUGAAUUCUUAAGCAGCAUUCUUUUCUUUAAACAUUUGAAGGAAUACUGUAAUCUUUUUGCAUUGAUUCAUCAGCCAGUAGUUUAUCCUAGAGAGAGCUUUUAUGUAACCUUUGCAUCAGGAAUGGAGAAACUGACCCUCCAGCUGUUUGACGCCCACUCCCAUCAGUCCUAAACAGUAUGACCAAUGGCCAGGGAUGAUGGGAGACAGGACCCAUUAACAUCUGGAAGGCCAAAGGUUCCCUAUCCUUGUUUUAGAAGGCAUUGGGUGGAGAUGAAGAAUCUAUGGCCCUUCAAGUACUACUGGACUUCAGCUCCUAGCAUGGGAUAGGUUGAAGGUUGGUUCAUCCUGGAGAAGAGUGACUAGUGGGGUGCCACAGGGUUCUGUCUUGGGACCGGUCUUGUUCAACAUCUUUAUCAACGACUUGGAUGAUGGACUCAAGGGCAUCCUGAUCAAAUUUGCAGAUGACACCAAACUGGGAGGGGUGGCUAACACCCCAGAGGACAGGAUCACACUUCAAAACGACCUUGACAGAUUAGAGAACUGGGCAAAAACAAACAAGAUGAAUUUUAACAGGGAGAAAUGUAAAGUAUUGCACUUGGGGAAAAAAAAUGAGAGGCACAAAUACAAGAUGGGUGACACCUGGCUUGAGAGCAGUACAUGUGAAAAGGAUCUAGGAAUCUUGGUUGACCACAAACUUGACAUGAGCCAACAGUGUGACGCGGCAGCUAAAAAAGCCAAUGCAAUUCUGGGCUGCAUCAAUAGGAGUAUAGCAUCUAGAUCAAGGGAAGUAAUAGUGCCACUGUAUUCUGCUCUGGUCAGACCUCACCUGGAGUACUGUGUCCAGUUCUGGGCACCACAGUUCAAGAAGGACACUGACAAACUGGAACGUGUCCAGAGGAGGGCAACCAAAAUGGUCAAAGGCCUGGAAACGAUGCCUUAUGAGGAACGGCUAAGGGAGCUGGGCAUGUUUAGCCUGGAAAAGAGGAGGUUAAGGGGUGAUAUGAUAGCCAUGUUCAAAUAUAUAAAAGGAUGUCACAUAGAGGAGGGAGAAAGGUUGUUUUCUGCUGCUCCAGAGAAGCGGACACGGAGCAAUGGAUCCAAACUACAAGAAAGAAGAUUCCACCUAAACAUUAGGAAGAACUUCCUGACAUAAGAGCUGUUCGACAGUGGAAUUUGCUGCCAAGGAGUGUGGUGGAGUCUCCUUCUUUGGAGGUCGUUAAGCAGAGGCUUGACAACCAUAUGUCAGGAGUGCUCUGAUGGUGUUUCCUGCUUGGCAGGGGGUUGGACUCGAUGGCCCUUGUGGUCUCUUCCAACUCUAUGAUUCUGUGAUUCUAUGAUUCUGUGAUUCUAUGGUUCUGCAUCUGGAAACAUUGACGACUACUGGUUAAUGGAUGUAUCGAGACUUGCUGGUGUGAGCACUAUUUUUUGCUGUAAGGUUUUUAUAUCAAGAUUCCAAACACUUGCUUUCCUUAAACAGGAUCCAUGUUUGGGUACCCUUUUGACCUUGUUUGGCUAAAGGUGAUUAACCUCUGCAUUUGUCAACUCAAUGUCAAUACAAACCACCCGUUUUCAAUGGUGGCCAAAAUCCACAUGUAUGUAAACAGGCUUUCUUGUUUCAGAAUUCCUUUUGUAACUUGAUCAAAAUGAAUUUAUCUCCUGGAUUAUCUGCAAUAGGCAGAUCCACAGUUAGGAGUCAGGAGAAAUUCCAUCCUCUCCACAGGACUCUAAUUGGCAGCCUUUUGACUGCAGCUGGAAGGGAAGUGCUUUCAAAUAAUUUUUUAAGGACUGAGUAGAUUAAGCUGACUUUUCCAGAAGUGUUCUGAUUUUCAGAACAUAAAUUUUAACUUAAAAAGCAAAGCUCUUUUUACCUUUUACCCCCUGAAAUCUGUAUGUUCAAGAGUUAAAUUUUUUUGAGCAGAAACAUUAUUCUGUGGACUUGCUAACCUCAGAAUAAUGUCCCAUCUGGCAGCACUUUAUUUCAGUUUAAAACCUGAAAACAAAUGUAGCCUGAAGUUCCUUAUUCCUACACAGCCAUACUAGCAGUUAGAAUCCUUUCAGCCCUGGAAAUGUCCUUCUUAGUUCCAUUGUAUGAUGGCUGUGUGAAAAAUAAAUGUUUAAAGAAGCUAAUAUGUGCUAAAUGGUACAGCAGAAAUGAAUUCAAAUCUGAAGUCCUGGCCUUGUAGUGGAUUGAUAAAUAUUCCCGUUAUUGUGAGACUGCUCCUACGUUCACAUGAUGAAUAAACCACACUUUGCUGGAUUUGGUACCACCGUAAUCAGCCAUACGAGAUCCAGUAUGCUACUGUCACAGGAAGAUGUAAAACCAAAUUGCCAGAAAUGCAUACCCCCAUAAUUUUGUAUCUGAAUUUUUAUGCUUUGAGCAAAAGAGUAAAUGCAAGAGUGUAAUCCAGAUUUGGCAAAGACCAAAUCUGGAAGUAAUUUGUAAGUCUCAAAGCAUGGUCUGAAACCAUUUGGUGCAGCAACCUUGCUAAGGUUAAGCUAGUCUGGCUCAGAUCAAUGCCUGGAGAAGAAUAAGCAAUGUCUGCCUAGGAGCCUCUAUGUACAUUGUCUUAGGAUCCACACUAGAGAAAGCUGGGAUACUAAUGAUGAUACCAACAACACCAACCAUUAAAACAAAAUACAACUAAAAGCCAUAAAAUAGCAAUAUCACAAUGCAAGCAAUUACAACCGCUAGAGCAAACCAACCAGAAUCUCCAAAGUGCUGAAUGAAAAGAAACGUGUUGAUUAGGCAAUGGAAGCCCCUCAAUGGUGUUGCCACCCAUUCUCAGGGAGCACAUUCUAGAGUCUGGGCAUGAUAAUAAAAAAUGCCCUGUCUUUGGUCCCAAUACAGCAUGCAACAUGCAACAAAUGGGACUGCAAGAAGCACACCCACCCACCCUUUCCCACCAGAGCAGGUUGAUAUGGAGAGAGGCACUCCAUCAAAUACCUAGGUCCUAAGUUCUUCAGGGCUUGGCAUGUUAAUAAUAACAACUUAAAUUGGGCAUGGUAACAUAGGCAGCCAGUGCAGAUAAUCUAAAACCAGUGUAAGAUGGCUCUGCACUGGAGGACUCCUUCAUACCCUGGGGUGGUAUUCUGGACUAGCUGCAGUUUCUUUACCAUCUUUAAGGGUAGCCCUCCAUAGAGUGCAGUGACUGAUAUCACUGAUCUCCAAACUCUAUGAUUACCAUACCCAGUGGCUUAGAUGUCAAAUAACAAUGGGGGCAACAUGGGGGGACCCUGCAGCAUUACUGCCAGGGAACUAAGCAGAAGUCACACGGUACUGCUCUGUGGAAACAGUUGUCCAGGUACCCAGUGGGGUUGAGAUGUAGAUCAUUUAACAGACUGAAGACUACUUCACAUAAAUGGAAUGUAUGUAUAAAGUACCAGGCUCAUUACAGUGGUGCCCCGCAAGACGAAUUCCUCGCAAGACGGAAAACCCGCUAGACGAAAGGGUUUUCCGUUUUUGAGUUGCUUCGCAGGACGAAUUUCCCUAUGGGCUUGCUUCGCAAGACGAAAAUGUCUUGCGAGUCUUGAGAUAUUUUUUUCGCUCCCCCCCCCUUUAUCUAAGCCGCUAAGCCUUUAAUAGCCUUUUAGCAGCUAAUCCGCUAAGCCGAUAAGCCUUUAAUAGCCGCUAAACCGCUAAUAGCGCUAAUCCGUUAAGCCGCUAAUAGGGUUGCUUCGCAAGACGAAAAAACCGCUAGACGAAGACACUCGCGGAACGGAUUAAUUUCGUCUUGCGAGGCACCACUGUAAUUUAUAUGGGGAUGGCAUGUUGAAUGUAAUUCUUUCUAUUGCCAUUCUAUAUUUUAAAAAUGAAAAAACCAUAUACCAUUCCUCUCUGAAUGCCCAUGGUCUGAUGCAGAAGUGUCCUUUCUCUAACUGACUAAAAUGUGUAUAUAAAAACAGCAAAGAUGUGGGAACUUUUGACAUUGUCCUCAGUGUAUUCAAUGCAGAAUGCCAAUUGUUUGAUUUUGUUACUUUAUCAUUAGCAACACCAUCUAACUACAGUUAUCUAACCCACUUCCUUUUUAUUUCAGCCUUUGGCUUUAGCUAUAUUAUUUCCAUUGUUGACAUUUGAUAACACCCAAGAUUAUAAUAUAGAUUUUCCUAGAGGCUAGUGAUUGGAAAUUGAAGUAAUAUAAACUAAACUAACCUCCAGAGUCUUCACGCUCCAUAGUCCUUGACUUCCUUGCAUUCAAUAUACUUUAACACCUAAAUAAUACUCACUUGUUGUAAGGAGGCCAGGCUAUGAAAGUGGGGGGGAAAGCUAGCACAACACACAGCUAACACAAAAGAAUUUGUGUUCUUUUCUAAAUAUACUUUUUAUGUUAUACACUGUGACCCAGCAUGGGCCUCCUAGAGCUAGGCCCCAUUCACAUAUUUCUCUUGCUUCAGGAAUCUCUGAAAUAAGCAGUAUAACAGAAUGCAGGAAGGUAUCCUUUCUAUUACCCAGACAGGAUCUGGGUAAUGAUGGGAUCCAUCAUUAAUUAUUAAUUCAAAAUAUUUGCAGCACUAGCCAAACGAAUCACUGGAACAUUCCCAACUGCCUUUUUGGGGGGCGGUGGGAGGCAGGAAAAUCCAUAUAACCCAGUACAGUAUUCUGCAUUUAGUUGAGGCAGUCUCUGAUUCUCAAAGUAAGGAGAAUAUCCUUUAUGGCCACAAUUAAAGAUUAGAAUAGCCACACUGUAGCUCAAGUACACUCAGAUUUAGUGGGGUGGACUUCACAUGCAAUGCAAUUUUAAUAGCUUCCAGCUUAAAUCCAGUAAACUGGAUUAUAUGAUUGGGUAAACUGGCAAAGAUCAUGCUAGUACAAAAAGGUAGGUGUGUGUGUGUGUGUGUGUGUGUGUGUGUGUGUGUGUUGUGCUUGAUUUGGUUGGCUAAAUAGCACCAUUCUCAUUUCUCCCCUAAAAUUAUGCUUAAACUUAGUAUGUUUUAUUGGAGUUGGAUAGUAUGUGUUAACAGGGAAAAUAUUUGUCUGUGUGUCUUUAACUUAAGACUCCUGCAAUUUAAUCACUUACUUAACAAAGUUUUUUUUGGUUGUUUUCUUAUAUCAGUGUAAUUUAAAGCAAAGGGACGUGGGUGGCACUGUGGUCUAAACCACAGAGCCUAGGGCUUGCCGAUUAGAAGGUCGACGGUUCAAAUCCCCGCGACGGGGUGAGCUCCUGUUGUUCGGUCCCAGCUCCUGCCAAUCUAGCAGGUACCACUCCGGCGGGAAGGUAAACGGCGAUUCCGUGCACCGCUCUGGUUCGCCAGAAGCGGCUCCCGUGGCCAGUAAAGCGAGAUGAGCCCCGCAACCCCAGAGUCGUCCGCGACUGGACUUAACCGUCCCUUUACCUUUAAUUUAAAGCAAAGGCCUAGAAAUGCUUUCCACUUAGAUCUGAGUAGAUGGCAUACAACUGAUUUUAGAUCUUAUGAAUGGUUUUCCAUUAUUCAGAUGUAUUUUUAAAAAAAUAUAUAUUCUUUAAACUGAGUAGUUUUCAGAUGAUUUUAUUGAAUGAGAAGGUUAUUCUGUCAUCUGUCCCUAAAAUUAAAGACCAACUCACUUGCUGCUCUGAUUUGGCUGACCUUUAAUAAAAGACCACUUUGUAUCAUUGCAAAGGUACUUCUGUCUGCUGCUGUAAGGAGGGUAAUAAAAAUACCACUUUAUGGAAAGACACCAGAUGGAAGGAAUGUCAACAUACUGGAACUAAUUUAGGAGAUUGCUCUGAUAUAGAGCAAAGGCAUGAGGAGAAUUCAGAUGGUUCCAAUGUGAAGAGAUUGGCUGCCUCUCUUAAAACAACAAACUAAAAUUCUUAUCCUGGGGUUACAUGUAAACGGAAAGCAUUCAGUCCUCAAGGUGGAUGUCGGUUUAGAAAAAUACCGUACAACUACAGCUUUUAUUCUCAAUUUAGGAUUCCAGAAACAGAAAUAAAGUGGGACGUGGGAAUAGUUUUACUCCCAUUUUAAACAUAUACAAACAAACAGUUGUAAAAAAAACCUAGCUAGUGUAUAAAAAAUGUAGCCAAAAUAAUGUAUAGCUUUUUUAUUUGCUUUUCUUAGCUUGUGCUUGUCCCAUCAGUAUACACAUAUAAACUCUUAUUUUCAGCUUGCCUCACAAGAGUUUCUACUUUUUCAUGAGCAAGUAUGUUUUUAAGAGGAAAAUUAUGCCUCAUUGGAUGCAGUGAAAUUCCAAAGUUCUGAACAAAAAGAGAAGUCUGUGUACUAGCAAGGUUUCCUUCGAAGUUUGGAGCUCCGAAUAGAAGCUGAACUCAUCAUUUCAAGCCUUCUAAAUAUAGCUGACAAAAUGCAUUCAGGAGUUAUGAUAGUACAAGGAGAUGUGAUGGAGAAUAAUGGAUUGAGUGGUUACAAAAUGUACUUCAGUUCAGACACAUCUUUGGUAAUGAGCAUGGAAAUUCUUCCCCAGUUUUACAUUCUUUAUCCUAUAAUAAAAUCCCAAGUCAAAACCACCUGGCCACAAUCAUGAUUUUUUUAAAUAAAAAAAAUACUGAUAUCAGAAUAAACAAACACAUUUAUUCUUAGAAUUAAGGGGAGGAAGUUAAUAUAUUGAUUGUUUAAACACAAAACACUUUCUUCUAGUUGUAUAAAGACCUAACUUUCUACUGGAAAGCAUCAUGGCAUUGAAAGGUACAUAUACACACUCCGCAGGGAAACUGCAUACAGAGCUGAAGGUUCCUGCUUUAAGCCCCAGUGGAAAAAAACAUAUUUCUAGGGAGAAGACGUUCCAGACAUGACCUAAUAGCACACCUUCCUAUGCAAUCUUGUCCAAUAGUGAACCCCCUGGAGGAGAAGUAGUCUCUAGGGGUCUCGUAGAGAUUUUAGUCAGAACUCACAGGAUCCUAUGGGGAAAAGUGUGAUCAGACUCUUUCAGGUGAGCAGGUUCAUAGCACCUUUUCUGAAUAACAUGCUGUGCAUCAUAAUUGCUGACUCCCAGUUGUGGAAUGGUUCAGGGUAGUUUUUCUUUGUCUGGCAUUUCCAUUUUAGCAAACGAAAAAGCGGGAGAAAGCCAAGCAGCCGUUCCUCAUUAAAUUUGUUUCUGUGAGCAAGGUGGUGGCAGCAACUGUACAGAACUACUUUAGAAACUGUCCCAGCUUUACCUGCAUUAGAAUGGCAGGUCAUAAAUCAAAUGUAGUAAAAAUACAGAGGGAAAUAAGCAUUCCAAAUAGUUAUACUGAAGCAAUUAGUCUAUCAUCAGCUUAAAUAUUAGGUCUUAAAAGGGCAUAGCAUUUAUUUAUCUCAUAAUUAUUUGGAAUAAAUAAUACUGUGUCUAAACAAAUGCAUGUAAGUGUUGGGGAAUACCAUAACAUCUCUCAGUGUAGUGUUAUAAAUUACAGUAUGGCAUUAUAUGAGCAUUGCAGUGAUAUCUCAAAUUUUAUGGAACAUAUGUUUAGCAUGAUGAAAGCCCUUCUCCAGGUACUGUUGAGGAGAGACCAUAGCUGUGUGACACAACACUUGCUUUGCAUGUUGAAAAAAAUAAGUUAAAUCAGGGGUAGCACUAAUUAAAGUAUUUCAAGUAGCAGGGCCAGCUCUGCCAGAAAUCUUGGAAUGCUGUUGUCAGUCAGCCUGGAUAGUAUUUGCAUAUAUGUGCAGUGCCUAGUAUAUUCUUAUAUAGUAUUGCAGCAUUUGCAUCUUGGAGUAAUUAAUUCACUCCAGUAAAAUAAAAAGAAUGUAAACUUCAGUGGCAACAAAGAUUUUAGCGUGUGGCCCCAAUCCAUUUAGUCUGUUCUGUUAAUGACAGCUGAACUACUGUACUGUAUAGUGACUAAAGUAAAGGUAAAGGGACCCCUGACCAUUAGGUCCAGUCGUGGCCGACUCUGGGGUUGCGGUUCUCAUCUCGCUUUAUUGGCCGAGGGAGCCGGCGUACAGCUUUCAGGUCAUGUGGCCAGCAUGACUAAGCCGCUUCUGGCGAACCAGAGCAGUGUACAAAAACGCCAUUUACCUUCCUGCCGGAGUGGUACCUAUUUAUCUACUUGCACUUUGACUUGCUUUCGAACUGCUAGGUUGGCAGGAGCAGUGACCGAGCAACGGGAGCUCACCCCGUCGCGGGGAUUCGAACCGCCGACCUUCUGAUCGGCAAGUCCUAGGCUCUGUGGUUUAACCCACAGCACCACCCGCGUCCCCUGUAUAGUGACUAACUUGUGGCUAAUGUGGUGUUCCAGAUCUAGAAGGUGAUACACUUUUUCUGUGCUUUUACAAUUUUGUUAAAAACUGUACCUUAGUCAUUUUUGUCAGUAAGGACCGGAGUAGGGUGAUAAAAUUACUUUAGCCUAUCAAUUUUGAUGCUGCAGUCUAAUCCGUCCACAGUCACCUCAUAUAGCUUCCAAAGUUCAUUGUUAAUGAGGAUGUAAUCACUGGAAUGAAUCAGUGCUUCACAAGCUGUUAGACAAUCCUCUAGUCAGCAGCCAGUGUUUAUCUGUCUGCUUCCUAACACACACACACACACACACACAGAGAGAGAGAGAGAGAGAGAGAGAGAGAGAGAGAGAGGGAGAGAGAGAGAGAGAAUUUUACUGAACAUUGUAAUGGGGCAGAAAAAAACUGCAAUCCUUUGUCUUGUACAAGUGUGAAGAGACAUAUGCCAAAGCCCAUGAAGCUACAGGCUUAUUGUUGAGAACUUUUGGUUUCACAUUCUUUAAAUGUUCAUUGGCUGAGCCUUCCUGCAAUUGUCAUAAAGCUGUGCACUGGUUGUAUCACUAAUUCUAUCACUUUAGGAUUAUUACAGUAGCAUGGAAGAACUGCCCAGUGCAACCUUGGUUCAAGGAGAUGUCUCUGUAUAUUGUAUGAAUCAAUAAUAAAUCUUUGAAGAAGUAAACAGUCUUUUCUUUAUGCCAUGGAACAAUGUUUCCCAUGUACCCGAUGAAUUGAGAACAGAGAAGAAAAAGUAUUCUAUGGCAGCUAAAGCAAUUCAAAAUGGAUCAGAGUAAGACUGUCUGAGAUUGCUUAUUUAUAUGGGGAAUUUAUACCCCCCCUCCAACAAAAGUCUGUUGGAGUGGCUAACAUAAAUUUAAACCAACAAAGAAACGCCAUAAUCAGCCACAUAUAAAUAAAACGGGAGCUGCAGAAAACAGUAAAAGCCAGCUUAUAACAGUAUGUAAAAACUCAGAAAUGAAAGGUUCUUUUCAAGAAAUGUCUUUAAUUAUCCUCAGUUAUUAUGUGAUCUUCCACAAAGUACCUUUCAAGUGUUACCCACAAAAACCCAUUAUUUUGAAAUUUGCCUUUUUCCGCUCUAGGAAUGCAUCAGCAAUCAAUCAAUGUCUUGCAUGUAUGGACUACAUGCCUGUGCUUGUAAUACUUAGGUUUUCCCCUGUUGCAACAGCAUGACCAAGUAAAGAUGGGGUAGUUUAAAUUUGUAGUUGACCUAUGUUAAAUAACUCAUUUGCUGCUCUCAGUUGGAAAUCCCUGUACUUGACUGUACCAGACCACGUUCAAACACUGGAAGUAUAUUAAAUAUUAUACAGAUAGUUCACUAUAUUCCUCUAAACCUUCUGGAACCAAUGCAUCGUUGCCUUGGAUAAAUAACAAUCAGUUUCUUCAGUCUUCCUGGUAACUGGGUCUACAUUGCUUUCUUGCUUCCUCUCUCCUAGCUAAAAGGAUAAUUGAUUGAAGAAAGGGUGGGUGCUUUGUGCGAGGGAGAGUGCAUGCGCAGAAGUUCCAGCUGCCACAUUACUGCACUAUUUUUCUAGCAAAAUCAGUGCAAAGCAACCCUUAUUGCCAAACCCAGGUUCAAAGGGCAGUGAAAGGCACCCCAGGGUAGCAACAUGGAAGAAACUGGUCUGAAGCAGAUGGGAAUUCAGCAGAGAAGAGCAAUGCUCCCUCCCUUUUCAAGGCUGAUUAUGUGUGUUUUGUGUGUUCAAUGCUUAAAUCUAAAAAAUUAAAAAUGCAGUUGUCGUUUUUUAUCUCUAGUGUUUGAGAACAAAGAUAAAAUUGUGAUCAUCAUGGAGUAUGCAAGCAAAGGGGAAUUGUAUGAUUAUAUCAGUGAGAGACGAAGAUUAAAUGAACGAGAGACAAGACACUUCUUCCGGCAAAUUGUUUCUGCUGUGCAUUACUGCCACAAGGUGAGCAAAGGAUUAACUUAUUUUGUAAAUUUCCAUUUAUUCCCUUUUAAAUACCUUAAUUGAGUUUGUUUUUAAAGUGGGGAGGUUCUUGCCAUCCCACAUGACAACUUAAAAUCCACAGCAGAUUUCUGAGUGCUUUAACAAAUCUUUAAAAACUGUGAUGUGGGAAUAGAUUGAGACAUUAAUAUUUGAAAGCCAGAGCACACUUUUAGGGAUAUAACUCGCCCUGUCUAAAAGCCAGAAGCUGGAAGAACUAGAUUUUCUGUAUGGACUAACUUACAGUAUUGAGAUAUAUUGUUUUCUGGUGCCUGAGAAGAAUGAGGAGGGAAGAACUGGGGUUGGAAUUGAGUUCCGAAAAGAGUUCCCCUGCUGCUUUACAGGCUUUGUGGGAGGAUAGAUUCCAGUCAUUCUUCCCUUAACCACACAGCAAGUGACUAAUACAUCUCCUGUCACUAGUUACUAGACUGCAAGUGUUAUGACUGAAGUGUAAAUGCAAAGACCACCCCGGUGGCUUGCUUUUUUAAUCCACCCAGUAUUCUCCUUUCUGUCCCUCCUCACCUUCUUUCCUUUACUUUCUUGUUUCAGAAUGGUGUUGUCCAUAGGGAUCUAAAACUGGAAAAUAUUCUUCUUGACGACAACUGUAAUAUUAAGGUAAAGGUCAUUUCUGUUCUCUGUGUAUUGUCUGAAAACUUUUUUUUUUAAAAUCACAGGAGCUACUUCUAAACCCAUUCAGUGUUUGCAAAAGUGAAAUGCAGAGACAAUUUUUUCCUGACUACUUCAGCAUUACAUUUUUGUAUUAAUGGGAGUUAAGGGAACAGUCUCUUUCACUUCAAGAUGAGUAACAGCAAUUAACAGGAGAAACAGGAAAAUCGCCAUAGAAUACAAUUGACUUUACAGGUGGUAUUUUUGCUGGCUGCUGGGAAUAUACAAAUGUUCUUGGUCUGCAAGGUUCAAGUGCAUCCUCUAGAGCCCUCUGAACGUCCUUUUGAUCACAUCUAACAAAUAAGCAAACCCUGUAACAAAAUAAACUCAAGCAAAGCACAUGUCCUUCAUUAGGAAAUGGCCUUGGAACUCCAGGCACAAUGAUAGCUUUCAGAUUUGCUUUCGGUGAUGUCAUAACUAUGUCAAAAAUCCUUAGCGAAAGCAUGGGAAUGACCUUUUCAUGCUUUCUGCCAGGAAAAUAAAAAUGGCUAUAAUACAAGAUGUGUGAUGCUGUUCUGGGAAAUUAGUGCUGUUCCCAAGUUUCACCUUCAGCUAUUUAAAACUCAAAUGGUGCUUAAUCAUAUGAUACAAGCAUUUCUUAUAUCGGUACCAAAUUUCCCAUGGCAUGGUUUGAAAAGCAGUGACCUUAGUGACACAAAGCAGAUCUGGGUUUGGUUGGUGCCUAGAUAAGGGGACCACCAGGAAAUCCCACAUAAACCACCUUGACUUUUGCGGAAGAGAAGAUGAGAUAUAAAUAAAGAACAACAAUUGAAAGUUCUGCUCUUUACAUGUCAUACACGCUUUAGCCUUGAUGCGUGUUUAUGAACACCUGGUGUAUUCUUUGUUUCUGACAUAGAACGUAAUUGGGGCAUUUAUAGUUAACAACACAGUCCUAAGCAUGUGCUCGUUUGUCAUCUGUGAGAUCAGUGGCUCACAGCAAUGCUAGUGAAACAUAUAUGAAAGAACUGAUGGUGAAGAAGAAAGUUCAUACCACUGAACUGGAACUUACUGCUUCUGAAAAGUCAUACUGAGCCCAUUACAGUGACAGAAUUUGGAUUUUCUCAAAUGACGCUUCAUUUUCUUCUUCUUUCCAUCUUCUCAUACCGCUGAGGCAUGUCUGCUGCGUUUGAUAUCAAACAAGCUUCCACUAUCAGCCUUGAUACUGUAGGCUUAGAUCUUGCUUUUGUGGUUUCUGUAUUAAUCGCAGGGACUUUCCCCUCCCUGCUGUUUCACUAAACAAUAUUUGUUGGCAAGGAAACACAUCUGGGAUUGUAAAUUAUUGAUGUGCAGUUGAGUAAAUCUGGAGGACCUCAUUUCCGAAAACAUUUGCAAGUGUACAUUUCUAGGAGACUAGAAAUGCACCGUUUUGCAAGUUAAUAGAGCUGCUUUUGUCUUUGUAAAAGAUUUAACCCUGAUCACUUGUUUUAAAUGAUACAGUUUAUCCAGUGAUUUUCAAAGCAUGUUAUAAAUGUUUCGGAUAGAAUGAACCUAUCAGUUGAAGCAGAUAUGUAAAUGAAAAUGUUUAAUAUCAAAUGAAAAUAUUUAAAAUCAAACUUGCAAGUGGUCCGUGCAAAGGAUUUAGUUUUCAGUUUAUCUUUUGUGAAGUGGUGGAAAGAGUAUGACUCUUAUCACCUUCUCUGGAAAUGAAGUUUUCUAGCCCUUUGCUGCAGCUGCUGUUGAGCUUUCACUUGCAGACACACUCCUACACUGCACAAUGACAUCAGGGUAUGUCAUUGUUCUUCUAUAAUUGUAGGAAGUGCCAGCUUACAUGCAAGGGAAGUCCCCACAUUACCAGGAACCGGAAUACAAAUACCUAAACUUUGCAAAAUCCUGUGGUAUGAAUCUCUUCCUAAUCUCAGUUUCAAUAGUGGAAAAUGACUGCUGCCUAUGUUAUGAUGCACUUCUACACUUCUUAUUAACUUGAAGUCAGCAAGAAUUUACCACAGCAAGCUGCACUUUUUUUGCUCUAAACAGUUUCCCACAAGUUCUCACAGCACCUUGAAAGUGUUAUUUACUAUAACAUACAGUGGGCACUUAGGAAGCUAGCAAGCCCAAGGAUGCAAAGGCAAAGGAUGAUAAUCUUUUCCUAAAUUAAACAACUGACCAAGUUACCGCCUCUCUCUUCUAAAUAACCACAGAAGACAAAAAUGCAGAUUUAAUUAAAACAGUGGGAUGUUGGAAAAUGAAAAGGGGAAGCAAGAUAAAUGUAUCAACCUGGUAAGGAAAUCAACAGGGCUCUGACUGUGUGUUUAUAAGUAUUGUUUUAUUUGUUUAGAACUGUGCACUCCAUAGACAAAUCUUGGGUUUCAUGAACAUUGUACACGCUUGUCAAUAAUUCAGCUGUGUUUGCUAGUCUGUGAGUCAAUAGAAAAAGAUCCAGUUUCUUAGCUGGUGCAAACUGAAGUAAAGGAGCAAUGUCAGUUUACACUGAGCCCAAAUACUUGAAGGGAGUGCAGGAUUCAUACUGAAUGAGUAAAUUUCAUCAUGUUUUUUGUAAGUAGUUGAAACAGUCAUUUCCUCGAAGGUAAGGGAAUUCAAAGUCUGGCUUUGCAGCAACCCCUCCCUGUUUGGAAACCUUUUUUGAAUUAAUACUUUGGCUCCAUUUAAGUGCCAGGAACAUGAAGGAAUCUUGGCUACUAUGAUUUUUUUCCCAUAUUGGGGGGGAGGGAAAAUGACAGCUCUAAUGGGAAAAGCUGAUAAACAUCAGUCUGUGAUUAUGGGAGUUGGCCGUGAUAGAAACACUGUUUCCUGAAUGACUGAAUUGAAAACAUGGAUACCUGUUAGGAGCUGGCUUUCCCCCGUAAAUGGUAUAUAUUUAUAUAUGCAUAUAGAUAUUCAUGCAUUUUGUAGACUAUGCUAGGGGACAGAUUGUCCUAAGCAGAGUGUACCAUGCAGUAUCAGAAUUAGCAUGAGCUGUGGCAUGCCCUCCAAAUAAAGUCAGUUCCACUGACUACUCCACAAUCUCUAAUGCUGAAACGAUUAAAUUUAGAUUGACCAAACCACUGUUCUUUUGCUCAAGACUGAAUUCCUGCCAGCCAAUCAGAGUGAUUUGAUAAGAAAGUGGAAUUUAUUUAAGACAAUUAACCGCAACCUAAGCCCCAAGAAUGCAUUUGCAGACUGCAAUUGUACACCAGCUGCUUCUAAUGAGAUUCUAGGCCAGUGAAGGUUUUACAGAACACAGUUUUCCCAUAGUUUUCCUCUAAAGGAUUACUUACAGUAUGGGUUGAGAUACCAGGUUUGUUUUUAGAGUCCUGUUGCAAAUGAGAUGAUACAUCACAGAUACACCACAAAUAUAGAUGUGACAGCCAACAAACUGGUACAUAGAUGUAUAACUGGAUUACAUACAGUAGAUAGUAUUUAAAGGUGAUGUAAGUCAAAAUGGCAGUAAUGUACACUGCAUAUAAUGGAGCACAGGGCAAUGAAGAGUCAUAAACCACAGCAGUGAAAAGGGUCUCACUGGCCACCAAGUGCAAUUCUCUGCUCUAAAGUAGUACCUUAACCCAUGUAGUCACCCUCUCCAGAUUAGGUAAUAUCCUGAUAAUAGCAUGCCAACAGCAGGUAAUGAUUAUCCAGAAAUUCCUUCUAGGUUCAGGGAAUCAUUUCAUAAAAAAUGCAAGCCACUCAAGCAAAUGAGUCAGUCCAUCCACAUGCUGCAGAAGAAAGGCAACAUUCCUUGGGGUCAUUGCCUAAUUGACAAGAUAGAGAAUUACUUCCUCAUCGAAAUGUAGGGAUCACUUGGAUCCUGACUCCUGGGUAUGGAACAAAAGCCAUGUGCUAAUCUUACCCAAGAUAAAACAAAAUAAAACUGUUCUUUAGUACAAGUCCACCUCAUUCAGGAACGAUUCUUGGGCUGUACCAACCUCUGAUGACCUAGAGAAGGAAAAAAGACCAAGACCACAAGGAAAAAUAAAUCCUUUCUAAACGAUUAAGGCCUAGAACUUUACAUAUUGCAAAUAAACUCAUGUGAAUUCUCAUAUUCUUUUACUAAGGAUGCUUCUGAAAUUCUGUUUUUGCUUUCCUGAUUUUUCUCCCCAGAUAUGGAGUUCCAUAUACUUGGUUGUGUUUUUGAAGUAGAACUGAUGCAUUAGAUAGCCAUCAACAUUCCGGUUUUUUAUUUCUGAAUUUUGUACAGCACAUCAUGAAUCCAUAGUUUGCUGCAUGUAUCUCUUCCACUAUUACCAAAGUUCACAUAUGUAUUGUUGAAAUACUGUAUUUAAAGCGGUAUUGAAGUUUGCAUCAGGCUUUUUGGGGGUGGGGGUUUUACCAACACUUGUGUUCAUUUUAGUCAUUCAUAAAUAGCAGAGAAAAGCAAACUUGAUGUGACUGAUCAUAUAGGCGUGCCAAGAAUCUUUUGUGUUUUACCAAUGCACAGGACCACAUGUGCACAUCAGUAAAAAAAAUAAAAUAGAAUAAUAUUGGAUGAACAGUCACAUCAACAUUGUUUUUUCCAAUGUAUGUGUAGAUUUGUAAUGUAGAGUUGGGAAAAGUUGCAGGUGAACAGAAGGAACUGAAAACUGUGGGAAACUUGGAAUUUAUUUUAGAAAAUCUCUUAGUUAAAACUGAAUUUAGAAUAAGUGGAAUACAGGGCAGAGCAAACACAUUGAGCAAUGAGGAGAAAGCUUUUAUCAAAGUGAUUAAUUAGCCAGGGCCCCAGAUUGAUACUCAAUGCCCAGGUUGGUGUGAUCAGUAAAUCACACUCCCUAUCUUACAUUUUGGUAAGUUACACUACAGGACUUGGUUGCAUUUGUCUUCACAGAUUGCAGACUUUGGACUUUCAAAUCUUUAUCAGAAAGACAAAUUUCUUCAGACUUUCUGUGGAAGCCCACUGUACGCAUCUCCAGAAAUUGUCAAUGGAAGACCCUACCGAGGCCCAGAGGUAAGCAGAAUGAGGAAGAAAGGAAGUGAAAUGAAAAUAUUAUCACACAUGAGACCCUGCAACAAAACGUUGCAAUGUGGUACCUGUCUGGGGCAAUGACUGCUUGGAAUUUGAUUAAAUGAUCACAGCCUUGGCCUUGAUAAAUCAAAUAGAUUCUUCAUCUUUAGCAUGAGGAACUGUUAAAAUAUUGCUUUCAUUAGUUUUGCGUACAAACCGCCAGAUUUUCUUGUAGCUAUCCUGUAAUAUCUGUAGGAUAUUAAGCAUUGCUGGAUGUUCAAUGCUUCUUUGAAUGUCAUAGACGUCAGGUGACCACUUUUCUGUCUGUUAUGUUUCUUGUCUCUUUGCUUUAGGUUGACAGCUGGGCUCUCGGUGUACUGCUUUACACCCUCGUUUAUGGAACCAUGCCCUUUGAUGGCUUUGAUCACAAAAAUCUAAUCAGGCAGAUCAGCAGUGGAGAAUAUCGUGAGCCAACACAGCCCUCAGGUAUCAAAAAGAUCUGGCACAGUGAAUUAAAAUGAUAUAAUAAUGAUUUGUUUUACCUAUUUUUUAGUCCUUGGUCUUAGGAUAAUGGUAAGAUAAAUGACAAAGGGCAGGUGGUUCUCAAAUUACUUCCUAAUUUCAGCGCUUUUUUUUUUUUUUUUUUAAAAAUGACUGUUGUGGGAAACGUAGAGGAUUCUAUGUUAGUAGAUUUUAUUGCUUUCAGGAAACUUUGCCCACCUCUCUUCAGCUAUAUCUAAGACAGCAGACAGUAUUUUCGUUUUUGCAAAUGGAAUUGGUCGGACAAGCUGUAAAAUGAUACACAUAUCAGUCCUGGUAACUUUGCACAGCAGUAUACAUAAAAAAAUACCAAGGAAACGAUGAAUAGCCCUGGAGGAGCAAAUCAUUAUCCCAAGAAUUUGGUCCCAUGUCUACCAUCAAUAACAAUAAUUGCAUGGCUUCUAGAAUCCCAGAGACCUGUGCUCCUCCAGAUGUUGAACUUCCCACUCCCAACAGCCCCAGCUAGUGCAGCCAGGGAUUUAAGGGAGUUUUAGUCAAACAUCUGGAGGACCACAGGUUCUCUAGCUUUGUAGUAUACAGGAGGUGGCUGAUGACAUGGUGGCAAAUUUAAUAAUUUUAGACUGACAAUUUGAUCACAGUGGUAGCCUUUGACAUGAUAAUCUGCAGUGUUUAUCAUGGGUUGAAUUGAGAGUUGGGCUGAAGAGCGGAGUAAAUUGCUUCAUUUUUCUGCUGGUUGUAGAAUAAAAAUCUUCAAGCUUGAGAACAGUGGAGUUUGCUGAGGUUCUUGAAGCAAUGAGUUGUGUUCAUAAGUUAGCAACAAUAAGAAUAAACUGGACUCAAGAAACCAGACAGAAAAAUAUUUUAUUUAAAGGAGAGCAGGGAUCGUUUUGAUUAUAAGAUCAACUAUCCUGGAUCAUGUCAAAGGUCCAUCAGGUCCAGCUUCCUGCUUCCCACAGUGGUAAUUGGGUGCAAGCAAAGUAGGGUUUGAGGACAAUAAUUAUUUUCUGUUAUUUGUCUCCUGCAUAUUCAGAGGAAAGAUGGCCUUUGAACCUGGAAAAGGGAAUAUAUCUGAGAAUUGAUUGCUAUAUGGAACCUUCUAAUUUAGAGGCAGUCUGCCUCUGAAUAAGUUGAACUUAGAGAGGCCAACAAGAGAAAAGGGCUUAAUAAAUAUGCCCCCUCUCUCCAAUAACUCAUUGCAUUUCAACAAAAGCUUCCAAAAUUCUCCCUUCCCUACCCACCCAUUUCAUUAUCAUUAUCAAUACCCAUGUAUUCCUGCAUAAGUGGGUGGUAUUCCAUAGAAUCAUAGAAUCAUAGAACUGUAGAGUUGGAAGGGACCCUGAGGAUCAUCUAGUCCAACCCCCUGCAAUGCAGGAAUAUGCAGCUGGCCCAUACAGGGAUCGAACCUGCAACCUUGGUGUUAUCAGCACCAUGGUCUAACCAACUGAGCUAUCCAGGCUCAUUCCGUGCUAGUCCUACUCAAAACAGACCCAUAGGACUUAAUAGACAUGGCUAUUAGUUCAGAACCAUUUAAUUUCAGUGGAUCUUCUUUUAAGUAGGAUUGAACACAACCCAGAAUGUAUUGGAUUGUUAGUCAUUCCAGCUGCAAAGGAUUUCCCAGGCGUUUCAACAGAAGCCUCCAGAAUUCUCUCUUCCUCUCCUUGCAAGUCUCCAUCCCAAAUGGGGAAAAAUAGGUUCUCAAGAUGCCUUGCUCAAGGGGAAGCCUGUGGGUCCUGUCCUUUGCCUUGUGAUGAAAAAAUAAAUAAAAUUGACUCCCCCCCCCUCUCUCUCCUCCUCUCCCCCCUCCGUACAUACUGAUGAAGUAUUCAGACUUGAAAGAGCGAACAGCCACUCCAAGAACGCAUGGUUCUGAUUGGUGUAGCCCCUCACCCACCAGCUUGUUUUUUGUGCCUUGGGGCUUGCUUUGCCUCUCAGAGAGAAAAAACAUGAUAAAAGGACCUUUAAGAAAGGAAGGGGGGGGGGAAACAAAGGCUUUCCUGUUGGUUUCAUUUUUUGUUUGUAGGAAAUUUAGGUGGGGGCAUAGAAAAUUUAGUGGCGUGGAGGGGGGCAAGCCUGGUUAUAGGCCUGACAGGAAUAGCAAAAUACUGGGCAAAAGGUUAUCAAUAGCAGUUUGGAGAGGCAAUCAGAAAGGGGUACCCCAAUCUAGAAGAGGGAGAAAGUAUAAAAGACAAAGGGGAGGUAGAUAGAGAAGGGACGAGAAAUCUUUGUAUGUGGUGUUCAUUUUCUGUUAUUUAUUACUUACUAUUUAUUAUGUUACAAUUAAAUUCUGUUACAAUAAACUUUUAGAAUAAUUUGAACUUUACAAUAAUUGGAGGAGAACUCUGGGCUUGAAUCUUCAAGCAAGAUUGUAGGAAGAAUGUUGAGGCCGCAUUAUAAAAUAUCUCAUGAAAUAAAAUUCCUAUAAUAGUAAUGUCCUCUAGCAAAAGACAGUUUGAGCACUGUAAUAUUUUGUGUGUUUUGGGAGUUUGGAAGCACACAAAUAUUGCAGCAUGAGACAAGUCCCCCCCCCCCCAUGUGGAGGGAAAUCUUGUUUUGUGUAAACCCUAUACAAAUGAAGGUUAGACAGUUUGCAUGACAUACUUUACCAUUUACACCUUUAUUAUAGGCAUAGUGGUGCACAACACAUCUACUUGCAUGGUUUCUGCAUUGGUAGUAGCUCAAAGGAAUGGGCAGACCACGGCUCACACAGGAUAAAGUUUUCAAUAUGCCUGAAGAUGGCAAUAGGAAGAUAAGGAAGGCUCUGCCUGUCCAGAACAUUUGGAUAAUAGUAAACAUUUCUGUUACAUGAAAAACCUCCUGUCCCAUGUGUAGGAAGGUGAACAUGGGUGCGCUGAGAAUCUGCCAUGCACAUUAACCUAGUUGUUGCUGAGUUGAUAAAUCUGUCUUUGGGUUAUACCACUUCAAAUUUCAGGUGGGGGUUUCUCCAUACAAAACAAUCCCCUCUAUAGAAAACUAAACGUCAAGGAGAAGGAUUAUAGCUUACCGUUCUCUAUGACAUCUAAUUUUCUCUCUGCGUGUUGCUUGUCUGUUUGUUUGGCUGUCUGGAUUCAUUCAUGUGAACUCCCGCCAGCAGGCUGAAGUGGUGCAGCCCAGACACAGGUUUAUCAUCUCACUGAGAACUAGGCCAUAGUGAUUCAAUAGCCCGUGUAUUUCACAAGACGAACCCUAAUAUGGAAAGCUACUCAGAUUACUAAAACACAGUGGCAACUUGUAUCAUGAGUCUUCAGCUAGGGAAUAUCUGAAGGCAGAUAGCUGUCAAAAGAGCUAUAACGCUAACCUGUUGCAGUGCUUUGUUGCACUUGUUUCUAUGUCAUGCUUCCAAUUUAGAAUUAAAGUAAAAAAAAAGUCGUGGUAGAAUGGUUGAAAUUGGUUUUCUUUUCCUGUAGAUGCUCGAGGCCUGAUCAGGUGGAUGCUGAUGGUGAAUCCUGAGCGCAGAGCAACUAUUGAAGACAUAGCCAACCACUGGUGGGUUAACUGGGGCUACAAGAGCAGUGUUUGUGACUGUGAUGCCCUGCAAGACUCUGAGUCCCCCCUGCUCUCUCGGUUCAUAGAUUGGCAUCAUCGUUCUAGCGGCUUGCAGCCAGAGACUGACACCAAAAUGAAGUGCCUUUCCAAACCAAAAGGAUCUGAAGUCACACUAGAGAGACAGAGAUCCCUGAAAAAAUCAAAGAAGGAAAAUGACAUUGCACAGUCUAUCCAGGAAGGAGGAGUUGAAAAUGCAUGCAAGCCGAACUCCAAGAGGCCAAAAGGCAUCUUAAAGAAAAGGAGCAACAGUGAACAUCGCUCUCAUAGUGCAGGAUAUAUAGAAGGAGUAGUCAAUCCAGUAUUACCCUCCACUUUCAAAAUGGAGCAGGAGUUAUGCAGGACAGGGAUGUCCAGUAAGAACGUUGUGGAGGGGGAGGUAACGGGUAAAUACAGCACUAAGCAGUCUUCCUUAAUGCCAAAAAAAGGAAUCCUUAAGAAGACGCAGCAGAGAGAAUCUGGCUACUACUCAUCUCCAGAACGGAGCGAAUCUUCAGAACUCUUGGACCGUAAUGAGGAGGCAGGAAAUAGCGAUACGUCCCCAGGCAUUAUUGAAACACUAAGGAUAGAGUCUCACAGUCAUUCCUACAGGCGCAAAGGUAUUUUAAAACAUAGUAGCAAGUAUUCCACCAGUAGCACAGAUUCUGCUCUGAUCAGCCCCGACACACCGAUGCUGGAAGCCAUGGAGGAAGCAAUCCUGCCUGGAGAUGGAUUAUCUCGAAGUUAUAGCCGCCCUUCCAGCGUGAUUAGUGAUGACAGCAUCCUGUCCAGUGACUCUUUUGACUUGGUGGAUUUGCAAGAGAACAGGCUUAGGAUAAGGAGCUGUGUGUCUGCUGAAAACUUCCUCCAGAUCCAAGAUUUCCAAGGACUUCAAAAUCGCUCACGGCCACAGUAUCUGAAGCGCUAUCGGAAUCGGACAGGCGAUAGCAGUUUUUCUCUGCUUACAGACAUGGAUGAUGUCACUCAGGUCUACAAGAAAGCUCUGGAGAUCUGUAACAAACUUAACUAGCAGAGGGAAGAUAGCAGGGCUGGAAGGAAAGGGUUUUGGGUACCUUUAUGAUGGAGUUGGCCCAGUAUCAAUUUGUUGACAGUGGUAGCGUUAUUGAAGUGAUGUUGAGCAGACAGACUGAGCAGAAAUACUUAAGUUAUGUUGAGGAAAAAUUCAUCUCAUGCUCAUUAUGCAACCUUAUAGCUCAUUCAGUCAAAAUACUACCUAGUAUCCAAAGAAGUUACAAUAAAGUAUGAAGCAGAAACUCUGGAAUCUGGCAGACAGAAAAGGAUCAUAUUGCAGUGGCUGUAAGUUGAAGCUAGACAAAAUGUAAACUGGAAAAAGGGUACAUAUAUUUAUAUUAGAGAAGGUAACUAACCACUGGAAAAUCUAUAAUGCUAAAAGUAAAACAAAACAUUUUUUUAAAAAAAAGAAAUUCAACUGUUAAGUAUAAGAAAUCAUUUGCUGGUAGAUUUGUCAAUAUCUAUAUGCCCUAAGGAAUAUUUACAUGCAGAAGAGGGCUGCCAGCUGCAUGCAUAGUUGCCGAACCAAUGAUUGACACUUCCAGUUAUCAUUUGAUAGUGUCGCCUGCUGAAAUGUGAUUAGUAAUUUGAGUGGAAGUUAUUUGAAUUCAUAGAAAAGUUAGUCUAGGAAGAGAUAGCAAUGUAGUAAAAGGAUGAAGUGUUGGGAGUGAGGAAGAUUUCUUCUUCCAAGCAAAAGAAUAAUACAAAAUAAAUUCCAUCAGGGGCUCUGGAAAUUGUAUAAUCGCUGUAAGGCUACAUAAAAUGCCAAGGAAAGACCAGACAAGCACACUGAGAAGUAUCUACUUGCCAGUAGCCUCUCUACAUACCUGUGUGUAUGUAUGUAUGGCUACUGAGAAACUAGAAUGAAUAAAGCAGUAUGCAGGCAAGCUUUAAUUCACUGAAGAUUUUUCAGCAGCAGUCUGGAAAUGAGACAAUACAGUCUCCCAUUACUAAAGGAACAAGGAAUUCUAAGGGCGGGGGACAUGUGUGCAUCUAUGCAAACUUAGGUGAACUACAAAGAUCAACAAAACUUAUGAUACCAUAAACUGGUAGAAUCUUAGUUGGAUGAAUUGAGUCUUGUAGUUAUAAACUUCAAAGAGUUUUACAGAAGUCCAGAGCCCUUGUCAGUAUGUAAUACAAUGGGGGAAUGGUUUAUGAGUAGGAAGAAAGUAAUAGGAAAGUAGACUUGAGGGAUUCAGUUUAAGAAUGUGUAUGUAUUUGGGUUGAUGUUUCAUAGACAGUGGGGUCAAAUCAGAGAAGACAAAAGAUUUAUUUCCAGUGGGUUUAAUUUAAAUAUUGCAGCUAAAGCAGGGGUAGCUAACCUGUGGCUCUCUAGAUUUUGUUGGACUCUAGUUCCCCUCCGCCCCAGCCAGCAUGGUCAGUUAUCAAGGGUGAUGGGGGUUAUCAUGGAGGGACACAGAUUAGCCACCCUUGAGUUAAAGGCUUCAACUCCCAUAAAGGUACCACUUGGGUCUACUGGAUUACGUGAAUGUAAGCCUCUUUUUAAAUAGGCACUAUGUGUUUGACAGGCCUGGGCAAUUCAGAAUAACUUCUGGUCACGGUUAUUCCAGUAAGCAGCUCUUAGUUCAAAUAGAGUUGCAUUACUGUAUUAGCUUACAACACCAAAUUGUUUGCAGCUUUAAAACAAAGUCAACAUGCACACAUAACUACAGGAAAUAGUCCAAGAUUCUUUUCCUGCGUUUAACCAGUGCCAACUUCAAGACUUUAGCUGAAAGCAGAAACUAUCAUACUCUAACUUGGGGCUCCAAAUGUUUCAGGGAACUAGUGCCAAACUGAAGAGAUUACAGAGUAAAAGACAAGAAAAUACCUGAGCUGGUGGGAAAUGUUUUAUAUUUCUCAUAAGUAUGCCUGAACUGCCUAUAUGUUGUGUAAGAACACUUUCACUUCACAUUCAGAUGGGUGAAUUAUUUAGUUCCAGUUUCCUGAAAAGGUUUCCUAAUUCUUCAGAAUAGCUGUAUCUCUCUACAAGGCAAUGAACCAAAUUAAUUAACCAGUCUUGGUCAAAGUGACAUUGAUUCCUUAUAAAAUCCAUAUACCCAGACUUCUAGGCAUAAGAAUGGAAUCUCUCCCCCUCACCCACCCAUCCCCUGUGGUUGAGUUAGGAUUCUCUGUUUACUGUUUGAUAUAUGUCACAGUAUGAAGCAAAGGAAUAUACCUUCUUUGGAAUUGCAACUCUAAUAUUCAUCCCAUGUGCGAUGUGCAGCCCACUCCUAAAUCAUGUUUACUAAGAAGUAAACAAGUCAAGUAAUUAAGCAUAGAAUUGCAGCCUUGAAAGGAUGCAGAAGUCUAAAAGAUUUACUGUGCCUUUUUUUGAAACAGUACUGCGGUAAUUUGGAUAAAACUUUGUAUUAGCAUGAAGAUCAUGUUUUAAUCCGGGCGCGUAAGCCUUGCUCCCUUGGCAGCUGUGACUGGUCUCAGUUGACCUAAUGGAGUUUGAUUUCAGUGGAACAAUACUGACUUACAAUGCCUGCCCAUCUGGCUGAAUUAAAUGUUUAAUUGAUGUAUGUAGUGAAGAAAAGGGAACUCAACUGCCCCGGAGAGGAACUAGGAAUCACCCGUACAUCUGAGCUCUACUUAGCCCACAGGGAGAACUGUGGCCCUCCAUAUGUUGCUGUAUUACAACUCACAUCAUCCCUUUCCAUUGGCCAUGCUGUCUGGGGCUGAUGGGAGUUGGAGUCCACCAACGUUCAGAGGGCCCCGGGUUCCUCACGUCUGCCCAAGGCUGUUGCCCAGGCCUGCCGUCUUGUGUACAAAUGUGAAUGAUUGACUGAUUGCUGCCAAACUGGAAAAUGUUCUGUAGGGACUUACUGGCAUGUUACCAUUCCUAGAAGAAGCAGAACACUUGACUGCACAUUGUUAUUAUUAUUAGCGUUGUGUAUUUUUUUUUUCUUAUUUAAUUUGGGACUUUUUUUGUAUUUCAAAGUUGACUUUUUAUUUGAAUUUGUCUCUUUUAAUUUAUUGGUCUGAAAGCCAUUUCAAAGGUAUAAUAAUAUAUUUUGGUGUAAUUUAAUUGGUGCAGCAUUAUUUUACAGCUCUGGCCAAAAUGUUACCUUUAAAAAUAAUAAUUUGUUGUUUUUCUUUUGCUCAUUGUUUGGUUUUAUCUCUACGAGGCAGGGGAAAAAGCUGGAUAAUCACCCAAAGUGUUUGUAUUUUUAAUCUGAUACUGUCUUUUUUAUUAAAUAAAAAGUCAAUAAAAUGUGAAUGGUGUUGAUUUCCCCGUCCUUUUAAAGAA
Messenger RNA from Podarcis lilfordi (Lilford's wall lizard), 50286 nucleotides. Lineage: Eukaryota; Metazoa; Chordata; Lepidosauria; Squamata; Lacertidae. The record is from the annotation of a GenBank genome assembly.